CCAACUAUCAAGCAAGUGGAACUACAAGCAGAGUGGUUUCUCUCAUUUUUCUCCCCGCAUGGCUGCUGAGUUUCUGCGAACAUAACUCGUGCAGCAGAAAAGUUCUGGUGGAGGAGGCAGAGGGGGGUCUCCGCUGGUAAAGAUGGACCAUUUGAUAAGGAGCAGGUCACGGAGGAGAACACCGCUGUUUUUUCUCAUUCUACUUCACGUAACGACCGCACAGACGGGUAAAGUAUCCUGUUUAAGUGCUACUAACGUCGGCAUCCAUUCAGUCAUUGCGCGUCAAAUGAUGCACUGACCCCUCAGAGUUUCAUUCAGUUUUAGAGUGUUUGCAAUAUUUCAAUAUUUGACACCUGGAAAUCACUGGAAAAACUACUAGAACAUAUUUCUUGAAGGUUAACCACAGAGUCUGAUUUGUAAAGUAUCGUCAUUUAAUCUGCGUAAAGUAUCGUCAUUUAAUCUGCAUAAAAGUUUGGGGAUGCUGAAACCUGCCCCCCAGAGUCGCUUCAGGUGCUCAAACUGACUCAAAAGUUGUAGAGACAUUUAGAAACGAGCAAAUUAUGUGCAAUUUUAUGUAGGCUAUUAGGUAUUUUUAUAACCGCAUACUCAGAUAUUAUGCCUGUCAUUACACGAGGAACACCACCGAGAUUGAUUCCAAAUUUUCCUGCACCAGCUUGCACUCAGCUGAGCACAUUUCUAAGGUUUGAAUGUGAAAUGUGUCCUCACGGCGUCAGGUGUGCUGGAGGACUUGGAGCGAGCUCAGGAGAUGCAUGAUGUCAUGUUUGAGUUUGCUUGUGACCAGCGUCGGUUUACUGUGAAGAGGUUUAGCGUUGGCUUGAGAAAGAGGUGAAUGGCUGAACACUGACCGAGCUGAGUAGAUUAAAAUUCCUGUCAUGGAUCUGUUUAAUGUGCCCUCUGCCCGCACAGGUCUUAAGUGAAGGCGCUUAGCACUAACACUCUUACUGCCUUAUUAUGAUUAUUCUGGCACACAUUAAUAUUUUACACGUUUUUAUUGCAGGCGACCACCUCGGGUCACUUUUUUUUUUUUACACUGUUGUAACUUAAUCACAUGUGUCUUGAAGGAGCAUAGUGACUAGACUCAUUGUUCAGUUAUCCACCUGCAAGAGGGCUGGCCUCUGUCAAACAGCUGUGUGUAUUAGGACUUCCUCAUCUCCAGCUUAGCCAGUAACAACCAGUUUGAGCAUAUUCUGCGAAUUAUUUGACCCACUGGUGUCUGUCACCCACUCCGGCUUCAUGCCCUGUGGCUAUGUCCUGAGUACCCUCAACUGGCAGACAAUUUCCUUACAGGUGCAGCAGUUUAGAGACUCCCCCCCUGAUGGAGCUACAUGCCUCAACAGCAGGAGUUAACCCUGUGGUCACCAAAAAGUGCUUAAAGAUGCCUCAUUUUCGCGAGGCUUGCUAACACUUUAUUGCUGGCAGGAUUUGUUGGAAUUCAAUGGCUGGUGGCAGGAGGAAGUGAGCCAAAGGACACACUCACAUUCAAGUGACACAGCGGUCUUGGUGUCCACUGCUCUAAUGAGGGGCCUAUGGAGUGAGUGAGAAGCUGAGAUGAUUUAAAAGUGCGUGACAUAUGGUGGUGCUGAUAUGGAGGUCUUGGAUUUCUGCACAUGGCAGAUAAAGUAUUUGUGCCUCUAAGUUUGUGUGCAUGUGUGUGUGCGUAUUACAGUGCAAGAAUGUUUUCCCAAAUGCUUUCUGUGUGUGUGUUCCACAGAGAUGAGAGAGCACUUUGUAGUCAUGUUUGCUGACAGGAAGUGAGACAUUCUUGCACACGUCCACAGUUAGUUUCAGUUAGAAUCCUCUGUUCUUUUGCCUCGGUGCAUUUUUGUACAGCUUUUCUUUUUUUCAUCCUGUCCUGUUCAAAGCUCGGGAAAAAGGGAGUGUUUGUUUUUUAUUCUGUUUGCCUUAUCUCUUCAUUUACAUCAUCUUUUUCCUCUUGCUUAUGCCCUGCCUCAUGCUCGACUAGUUCUAUGACAGGGGGGGAAAUCGUCCGUACAGCCCCCUCACUGGGUACCGUUUGAUCCAGCCUCUUCGCCAAUCCUGCAUCCGACUCCCAAAGGAGGAUGGCAAGCCUUGUUCCCCUUUGAUCUGGCAACAAAUUACAGGCAAAUGAAAACAAAUGAAAAAGCAGCUGAAUUUUGCAGGAUACAGACUAUGAAAAGAGGAAUUUUACGCCUUUUAGAGCUCGAGCUUUUUCUCUCCUUAUGUGAAUUUGUGUUUCUCCAAUGGAAACAUUAAACAUUACACAUUCUCGAUAUGCUGAUGUCUGUCCCUGAGCUGCUGAUGCUGCAAGCAUCACAGACGUUUGAUAAGGGGAGCAGUUUCCUUUAGUAUGCAUUAGUGAUGCUUAAACAAUUCAUGACACCUGACUGCAAUCUAUAGUAUUCCCCUCACAUCUGGCUUCCUGAAACUCAGUGCCUCUUUCCCCCGCGGGCAUCCACGGCUCUGAGUUUCUGAUCACUGGAUGCUCUAAGAAGCAUUUUUGAGACUGGUCGGAGAUGUCUCCUGCAGAAUUGCAAUGAGCAGCCGCACUUCUCUGCAGUGUCCUGUUACAUUUCAUCAGCCUCGUUCUCCAAGUUUAUAAGCCUCAGAUAAGUUUUAUCAUCCCUGACAUGGUCCUUCACGUCUGUGUAGUGGUCACAAGGGUAAGCUUUACAACCAAAAUAUUCUCUCUGUAACAAACAAUCUGCCACCCUCUGCGACAUGGCGACCUGGCUCAUAUUUCAACUUAUCUGAACCUGCCAAGUGUCACUUAGUAUAGGCACUAAGCCGCUAACACAGAGGGGAAUGAUCCGACAGAGGCCCACAUCCUGUAAAGAAUUUCUGUCCCUCUGAAGCACAAAGAGACGUGACUUCAAAAGGAGCCAGUGUAUGUACCUGUAUAACACACGCCUUAACGUUUUGAAGUCUGAGGGACUAAGUGACGGCUUGGGAUGAAAAUUUAAUGGUCUUGGUCAGGUGUAUGCCUGCAUGUUUAUACUGUGGUAAUCCUUUGAGCCCGAGGCAUGUAUUCUCUGCAAGUGCAUGGAAAUUGAAUGUGUGCUCUUGUUCUUGUUUAUAUUUUGGCAGUUUAAAUCACACCUCAACUCAACUCAACUUUAUGUGUAAAGCACUUUAAAACAACCACAGCCGACCAAAGUGCUUUACAUAAAUAGACAAAACAGCGCAGACUUUAAAAGCAAUUAAAACAGUGGAUAAAAUAAAAGCAGAUAUUAAAAAGUAAAAUAUAGUUUCAAUGUUUUUAAAAACAUAGAAACAAAUAACUAAAAACAAACCAUCAAACACUAAAACAGGAGCCGAGUCUCAUCCAGGGUUGAAAGCCAAUGAAUAAAAAUGGGUUUUAAGAGGGGUUUUAAAAAUGGACAGUGUGGGGGCUUGUCUGAUUUGGAGGGGUAGCGCGUUCCAUAAUUUUGGGGCCGCAACAGAAAAAGAUCUAUCCCCUCUGAGCUUCAGUUUGGACCUCAGUACCUCCAGGAGCAGCUGAUCAGCUGACCUGAGGCACUGAGCAGGGGUGUGAGGGUGGAGAAGCUCAGAGAGGUAAGAUGGAGUCAGACCAUUUAAAGAUUUAAAAACGAAUAAAAGAAUCUUAAAAUGAACUCUAAAAUGCACAGGUAACCAGUGGAGGGAGGCCAGGAUGGGAGUGAUCCACUUUACUCCAAAGUAAAGUGCGUUAUAGUAAUCCAGCCAAGAUGUAACAAAGGCAUGGAUAACAGUUUAACUAAAGACCCUCUAAAAUCAGGACAUUUCAGACACUUCCUCCACCCCCUGAUGGUCAUGUAAUUAUGAGAAACUGGGUCAAGCUGGGUUAAGGGCCAAUUUUAGGCAUGGUGGAAAUUACUGAGGUUAGUGGGUGGAUGCACUCUAGUCAGAGAUUGUCCUCACAAGUAUAGAGGAAUCUGUUUUUUAUGGCGGGCCUGCCCUGUGAGGGGCCAUGAGGGGCAGGUGUUUUCUCCACGGGCCAAGCAGCUUUUGGCCUUCUGGCCCAUCACACUGUGAACAAACAUGAGCAGAACAAACUGUGGAGAUCGAAAAAUGUGGCUCUGAUGUGAAUUGGAAGGAAAUGUGUGACCAGAUUCCAGUAGAAACUUGCAGCUUUGGUACCGAGAGGAAAACACACACACAGUGAGAACUGGCCCCGAACAACAGGAAACAGACAAUGACCCACAUUCAGCCAAGCAGUUGGACCACGAAUUUGUCUCACUGUUGUUUUCAAAUUAUAAACUUCUAGUCAUUCAUAUUCAUUAAUUCAUUCAUUUUUUAUUCAUUCAGCUUUUGCUGUUAUUGACAAAACAACUGUCUUGAGAGAGACAGGAAAUAUGGGCAGAGAGAGAGAAUGAUAUGCACCAAAUCAUGCCAGGAUCGUGAAUUGAUUCUACUUCCUGUGCAACAAGAACUGCAGUCUUUCUACAUGGGGUGCAUAAUAAAACCACCAGACUAACCGUGCUCUGUAAUUUUAAUAUUGCACUAAAAUGCAAUCCUUGUGUGUGUGUGUGUUUGGUAUAUUGAUCGUCUAACUCUGGUGCAGAAAUAUUUGGAUUUUGAGGCAAAAUGAGGAACACAAAACUUGCACAAAUGAAUGUUUGAAUACAUUAAGUCGCAGGUCUGUGGUUUAUGUUAAAUGCAUGUCUGAAGUUAGGACAGCAAUGGUCAGCUGAUUCCCCGCCGUCUCUUGAAAGGCACUGUGAGGAGUUUUGAAGUGGUUCAGAAACAGACUGAAAAUGAUACCGACGCCUCUUUAUGAACUUCAAAAGCAAACGAGACUGUCAGCAACGAGACUGAUGAUUCCUCUGUUGUAAGCUUUAAUGCCUGAAUCCACUGUGAGGGGGGAGGUGUCAGACCAGAUGACAGUGGGUGGGGUAAAAAAAUAGGGGUGUCCUGAAACAACUUUUUUACUUCCGAUAUGAUACCGAUAUUGUAGCCUUCAAUAUCAGCCGAUACCGAUAUUGACCCCAUAGUGGCUCGAACUUGUGCAUGACAAGUUUUGCACUCAGCUGCAACGUGUUUUUCGGAAUUAAACGAAAAAUACUGCCACACAGCCGACAUCAGUCCUACUCCUUACUACUUUGUUAGUCUGUAUGCUCGAUCAAGGCGCUACUCGAUAGAGGUGCUGGAGCGGAAUCUGAAAUGGACUGCUUGUGUUGGAGUGCUGAUAUCGGAGAUUUAAGAUGCAGGCCAAUAUAAUCCGAUAUUCUUUUUUUUUUUUGCUGAUGUCGGACCGAUAUCAAUAUCGUACUGUGACAUCCAGACCAUUUUCUGUUGCUGGUCUGGUCAGCCCCAGUCCCCCCUCAUCCUGAUCAUUCCUCUUGCCAGCGCUGUUAAAUCCUCACAGCCACAGAGACCCUAAGUCUCUGCUUUUUCUGUAUCCUCUCAUGCCUACCCAGGGCAUCCGGUAUCAUCCCAUAAAUAUUCAAAUUAUGGUAUGAUAAAUAUUUUGGUAUUACAUACUGAACAUGAUUUGUAGAGUUUAUGUAAAAACCCUGUUGGGAGCUUUCAACAUCACUUUUUUAUCCCAUCAUAAUUUUCAUAACUUAGUAACCUAUAAUAACCCCCCAAAAGUAGGUUUGAAAGCAUUCUCAGGGGUUGUCAACAAAACGGCUGAUUUGGCCUGCUCCUAAACUCUGAGCGAUAACCAAAAGCAGACCAAACCACAAAGCAAAUUCGAGUAGAUAAAUAUCUGUCUCUCAGCUUGUACUCUUUCAUCCCAACAAACGCCUUUGUCUCCGUGUUACAAUAGAAGUACCUCAGCCUCUCAAACACACUCCUCUCUCUUUUAUAUUAACAUCUGUUUUCAUGUAACAGAGUGAAGUGUUUGACAGAUUAACAACACGGUGAUUCAGAGAGACAUUUUGAAGAGGGUAGAGGUCCAGGAUGCUGUUUCACUCCUACUGAUCAGUCAGUGUUUCAGUCUUGUUGGCCGAUCGUGUUGAAAUGUUCGGAGUGCGAAUCGCCACAUAGUGUUCUUGUCAACAAAUAGCAGUGACCCAGACGAGAAGCCUCACCCACUGCUAAUUAGAUUAAGAUGAUUCUUACUGAAGACUGGGAGAAACUAGGGCUGGGCGAUAUGGCCUCAAAUUGAGCAGUUCACCUCAAUAACGAUAAAUGGAACAUAAUUACUCCACAAGCUGCUCACCCCCUCCAACAUUAACUUCGUCUACUUCAGCCGUCCUCCAUCUCCUCAUCUGUCUUUCCCUCUUUGUCACGGACUGAAUGGGGUGGAGUCACAUCUCUGAUGUAGGACAGCAUCUUAAAGGGACAUGAAACCAUAGCCCACCUACACACAUCCAAAAUCAACUUUUUAUUUAUCUUUUCUUUUUUUUUUACACUGAAUAUACUGAUAUGGGCAAAAUGACGUUGGUUAUUGUGGUAAAUUUUGGUAUCUGUAAAUUUUUGGUUCAUCACCCAGCCUUAGGAGAAACUGUGUCUGGAUUUAUUACAAUAUUUCCACUUGAUGUAUGACUGGUUCCUCAAUUUGUGUUUUAUAACUCUCCAUAAUAGAGAAGAGAAUAGACUCUAAAACACAUAAUACAAUCCUUAUGUAUCUGUUUAAUGAGGGUAUGUUAAGUGUAUAAUCAUGUUUUACUGUUGCAGUGAUCAUGAGAUGCUUCCAAACAUAAACUCAAGGUUUAUAAGCCAGUGCUUUUUUUGGACUCAUCUCAGGGUGUGGUCUUAGACACUAUGGGAAAUUCUUAUUGCCCAGAUUCAUUUUGGCAUUAUUUCUUGUAAAAAUUCCCCAGUUCCCAGAUGCAAUAGUUUCUGACAGUCCAGCAUUGUGAGUGUGUGUAUGUGUGUGUGAGGGGUACUUUCAGGCUGAGCUGGGAGUGUAGGUGGUGUGAGUCAUACAGAAUGUCUUCAGAGACAUUUGCUCUAGUAACACAGAGAAUAUAUUAUGUCCAUGUAUGACUGAGCUGUUUGACCACAAGGCAUGAUGGAGAGACUGUGUCAAGUGUCACAUGGGCAGAGAAGAUAAACAGAUGUAGUGUUUGGUGCCAUUUCUAGAGGGGAGUGCCCAGAUUUUUUGCUCAGUCUGAGCACUGUUUCUGGGCAGAUACUGCUUUUUCAGUGUGGCCCUAAAAAAGACGAUAAAAUGUCUUCAUGCAGGAUCUGUUUGCUUUUGUUGUUUGGUACUAAAGUAAUCACAUACUAUACAGUAGGAGUUUGCUCUAUAUCUGUCUAACUCCUUCUCCUUUUGCUUUGAAUGGGAAACACCAUGAGUCAUCUGUCCUUAGAGAGUUAAAACACUAUUUGAAACACAUUGAGCCACAUCUUUAAAUUUUUAGGUACAGCCUGCUGCACACACUCUUAGAAUAAUAACCAGGUUGUAGCUUGUGAAUUCUGCUCUUCAGUAGCUGUUCUUGAAGAUGUUUAUCUGCUAAAUGCUCAUUGGCUCUCACUAUCUGUCUCUACAAGUAACAUUAUUCGACAUAGAAGAUAAGGUCAGAUUACGCUGGAGCUUAAUGAGAUGCAAGCAGAGCCUGCUCAGACAGUCCUACAGUCAGUGCUGCAGGAAAGGAAUAGAGGCUGCAAGAAAUGGCCAAACUUUGAGGCUUCCAGAGAAGGGAAUAGAUAACUUUCUUUUAUUGAUUUCUGCCUGAAUCCAAACUUUAAUGGCUGACUGCCACUUGCCCGGGGUUUUCCUCGUGAUGCCAGAAUCAAGAGUUGUGGUAUCGACAUGAUGAAAUACAGUGUACUUUGCAGAAACUUGCUUGUAUUUAAUGUGGGUCAUUCCUGCAUCGAACUGGUGUCUGAUGUUUUUGCAACAGCUAUCAGGGGUUUCAUCCUCUUCAGUCCAAAUGCAUUUUUUCCCACGUCCUCUGAUUCGUCUUGCCAAGCUUAUCUCUUCACAGUUUAUGUUGCUCACGUGGGUGUGGGAUGCCUGAUUUUCUUUAAAAUGUUUAACUGGCAGUUUGUUGUGAAUUGUUUUCCCUUGAAGAGGAAUUUUGGACCCUACUUAAAUUUCUCCCUCUGGCAUUGUUGCACAUUUUGACUGUUCUCUGUUGUCUUUGGAGUGUCAUAGGUCAACUCUCUCCUGUCAAACGCAUAGCUGGAGCAUGUUUAGGGUUGAGCAAUGGUUGUUUUCAAAAGACAUGGUGGUUGAGGCAGAAUUCAGUCCUCUGAGGAUUCUGUGGUGCAUUGCUAUAGCAUUUUAGGAUUGCCUGAAAUUGCACAUUUUUGCUUGACAGUUAAUUUUGUUCAUUUGUUUUGAGGCAAUUUUGUCAGGUGCUGUUCUGGGUGAACUGACAGUAAUCCAAGAAUCCUGUAUAAUUAGAUCCAUGUUGUUCAGUUCAGAAUAUUAUUCAGACUGUUCCAAACAUCACUGCCUUCUGACCUCUUUCUCCUUGUGCAUGAUGAUACACGAGAGAGAUAAUAAAAAAGAGUGAGACAGAUAGAAAGAGUGAAUAAGCGGAAGACAGAAAAGGAAAGAGACAGUGUUUGACCCUUGACUAAAACACAAACUUUCAACUUUGCUGUUCUAAAGGAAAUUGAUUUGCAGUCAGGAAUUGAACAAAGCCACACUGAAGCUAAAGGAGCUCAUAUGGGAUUAGACAAAGACAGAGACUGUCCUUCCAAUUCAAUUAAACCCAAACAUUAAGGAUUAGGACCCAGACAUGAUUUAAAAGGGCAAAGUGAACUUUGGGGGGAAUUAAGCUUUUCAGGACAAAUGAAGAAGUUCUCUUGUGUGAAAAUGAAGCUUUUAGCUUUCAGAAUAGAAAGUACUUAGCGUAUGCAUGCUCUGAUUUUGGUUUAAUUGUCAAAAAGUGAAUUAUGUUGGAGAAUAUAAACUCAACUGCACAACUUAAUUAUCAUAAUCACUUUAUCUUUUAUAUAUGAGGCAACUUUACUCAGCCUACAGACAGAAAGACUUGAUUAAUUGAGCCUCUUAGUACAUUAAAAACAAGUAAAUUAAAGUAAUUCUAGCCCAUUUUGCAGAUAGACCUCACCCUACAUGUGAUGAUGAUUGGACUGUGAACAUUCAAAGCCAGCAGUCUCUUUACUCUCUCCAUCUGAUGUCAUGAUGGAACAGAUAUGAAAAUGAUCUUCGGUGACUCAGUAUGUGUGUCAUUUGUAUAUCUUACAUCCAGAUUUAUUCAGUUCCUGUAAUCACUUGAUUCCCACAGCUUGUUUGUGACAAAGCAUGAGCUCAAAAUUUAUGUCCUUAAGGUCUUAAAUGCCUUUAGAUCUGUACCUAAUGUUUCCAUUGUUGGGACUCAGCUGUAAUUCACAGCUUAACCUAUUUACAGCCCCGGUUGCCAUGUUAUGGGACCAUGAGGGUGAGCUCUCAAAGCUGCUUGGAAUAAACAGCCUCUGCUAUGCAAAUAAAUAAUGCCAUAAAAUGUAAAGCUAUGUGCUUCUGCAAGCAAUGUCUGGGCAACAGUAAACUCCGUCCACAUGUUUAAUUAACAAGGAGGAUAAAAGGCGAACUCUGUGUGAGCAGCGACGGCUUCAAGAGGUAAUUUGAGUUUAGGAUCCUCAUUUCAGAUGCCUGGAAUGCUAAGUGCUGAGUUGCUCUGAACAGGCUCUCUCCAGCAGCUGGUGGGAGACCGGCUGUGCACAAAGCUCUGAUCCUGGCUAAUGCUCACGGCAGCGCUUUAUCAAUAGAACAUCUAAUAACACGACCAGCAGACUGCUAAUAAAACACAGACUCUUUGUAAUGAGAGAGAGCCAACCUCAUAUCUGCAGGGGAAACAGUUGCAAAGCUCAUAGUAAAUACGCAUAAUUUGAUAUUGUGUGUAUAAGGCCAAGAAGAAAAUCUUAUUAUAACAAUGAGAUCAAAAACUUAAUUGUUGAAAGACUUCCACAAAAUACUCAUAAGUAUCAUAUCAUUCAAUGAAAAUUUGUUGUAUUUUUACGUCCAAAUAUGAUGCAGACAUACUGUUACAGUGUGAGAGGUGUGCAGGUGUCAGCUGUCAGGUGCACUACUGUAGGAUUAUAGGUUAGGCAGUGCACCAACCCUAUCCUAUAAUAACACCCGCAGCAGCCCGGCCACCUGCUGCCACAUCUCAGAGGAGCUGUCUCUUCCGACUCCGGGGAAGCAGGAAGCCUUUGCACUUUAAGACCGACUUGCAGCCGCACUAAACCCUGCUCUUCAGCUCUGUAACAACCAGCACUUAACCCAGCCAGACAACAAAGUGCUGUAACAGUGGCAAAAUGUCUGUCUAUCUGCCCACAAGCUCCACCCAAUCAUCAGUGGUCUUUAUAAUUUUUAAAACAAUGCUGAAAGCAGUAACAGCGACACCGUCAUGUCAAAAGUGAGUGAAUUAGCUACACCUUGUACGAACACGAACAACACAGCCAUAUGCAGAUGCUUUACCUUUUCCUCCUUUGAUUUCAGCGGAUCCUAUUGAUGUUCUGCGAGUGUUGGAGCUGUCAGAGAACAUGGAGGGGGUGUCCCUGGAGGCCGGUCUCUGCACGAGCAGGAAGGGCAUGGAGGAGACAGACCUGGCCUACAAGAUAGAAAAAAAGAUUCAGCUCAGUGCUCCAACGAAGCAGCUCUUCCCAGGUAUUUUUUAUUCCUACUCGAUCGCAAAACAUCCAGUCUCACAACAACAGAAUGAAGACCUUAAGAAUUUCCAGAAGUACCCAAAAAAGCAUAAAAAUGUGUCACUUUUAUGAGGGACUCUGCUCCCAGUAAAACCUUAUGAUAUCUGACUUUGUACUCCCUCCACUCCUCCUCAUAGCUGCUUGCUGCUUUCACGGGCAAUAUUUUUUGUUAUUAUUAUCUUAACUCAGGUCUCACUGACGGCAGGUGGUGCCUGCAUGUUGUAAAAAUGUCUUCUCCCUGCUGUGCUUUCUCUUGUACGAUUUAACAGCAUCUCUCCUCACCUCUCCCUACAGAUUCCAAAUUUCCUGAAAACUUUUCCCUUAUGGCUACGAUGCGAGCUAAAAAAGGCUCCCAGUUCUUCCUGCUUUCAGUCUAUGAUGACCAAGGGGUGCAGCAGCUGGGGCUUGAAGUGGGCCAAUCCCCUGUCUUCCUCUAUGAGGAUCAGCAUGGAAAACCCACGCCGGAAAUGUACCCAAUUUUCAAUAGGAUCAACCUAGCUGAUGGAAAGUGAGUGUUUUGAGGGCUUUUAGCUACUCUCUUUAUGGAGCUGAUGAUGUGUAAUAGAAUAUCCACCCCUGUGAUUUGUCAGCACGCUGUAUUUUAUGCGUGUUAACCAACAGAGUGGAUUCACCAUCUCGGUAAAGUUUGUUUCAACAGUUUAUGUAUAACCUCAUCCAGCCCUGAAUUCUGAGGCGGGCCUCUAAUUGCUGCCGUCUGAUUCAUACUGCUUAUCCUGUGUUGACCUUGACUAAUUUUGAAGGGAAUAAGAAGCUCACAGAGCUUUCUGCAAUGAUUUGACUUGAUCAAAGAGGUUAAGAAAUCAAUCCUUCACAGUCCCAGGCUCAAAGACACUUGUGCUUUUCUUGACUUGAAAGAAAUGUUGAACAGCCUUUUGCAUCAGACUAUACUACAGAUACAGAGUUCCCACACUGUGUGUUAAUUUUUACUUUUUGUGCUUUCAGGUGGCACAGGAUAGCUUUCAGAGUGCAGGACAAGUCUGUGACCCUGUACUUGGACUGUCAGAAAGUGGAGACCCUUGAUCUGCAGAGAGGGGACAACGCUGUGAUCAGCACAGAGGGGGUCACUGUGUUUGGGACAAGGCUGCUAGAGGAGGCGGCAUUUGAGGUAGGACAGUAGGUCUGAAAGCCUCGAAACUGUAUGUGUUUUACUUUGGUGUCACAAAAGUCCCAAUUUCAAUUUCCUUUUCUCAGUGGUUACCCAGAAAAAUAACCGGUUUGACUGAUCCACUGUGAUCUUUUCUGUACAUAUCUGCACGGAGGUAGAUAAAAGGAGGGCAUGACUUUCAGUUUUAUGUGGACUCUGUGUUAUCAUUCAAGGUAAACCAUGGGAGGCCUGGAUAGUAUUUUAUUUCAAUAAUACUAGUAUUUUACCUUUAUUGAAUCAGGAAGCCCCACUGAGAUAAGAAUCUCCUUUUACAGGAGAAACCCGGGCAGGGUGAGCCAAACUCAUUUAAAAACAUUAACUAUACAACACGGGGAAAUCACAACAGUUUAAAGAUGUCAUAUUAUAAGAUAUUCAAACACACUGUGGUCUUAAAGAAACAACAACUACAUGUCUCUGCCACUACAUCAGUCAUGAUACUUACGAGUUUGUUAAGUGAUACUAGUGUGUGUCUAUUUUAGGACCAUUUAAAAGAUGAUUAUAUGCCCAAUUUGCAUUAAAAGACAAUUUUUUUCUCCACAAACUCAGGGUUCAGUGAAGAGCAGCAAAUUAUAGGAUCCUUCCAUGUACCCAGAUGGGCUGAAAUAUAUGAAAGAGGAAGAGGGCAACAUGAAGAGAAAACAAAUAAUUACAGGAAGGAGGUUGAAGUUGAAAUUUUGAGAUUAGAGUCGAAAUAUUGAGGUGAAAACAAUCAAAAUUAUUUCAAUAAAGUAGAAAUUCUGAGAUGAAAAAUUGAAAUUUUAAGGUUAAAGUCGAAAUUUCAAGAUUAAAGUCGACAUGAUACUUGAAAAGUAAAAAUGUCGACUUAAACCUUGAAAUUUCGACUUUAAUCUUGAAAUGGAAAUUAAAAAAUCUAUCCCCUGUAAUUACUUUUUUCUCUUAUUGUAGCCCCAACUCUCUUUUGUAGAAAUAACUAUGGGUCAGGAUGUAAGGUGAAAAUAUACUAGUGUUGAUGUUGGACAUGCAUAUAGAUAACAGUAUCAUCAGCGUAGAAAUGAAUUAUUCCUUUAUUGUAGCUACUUUAUGAAAAAUAGGGAACAAGUAGAUCUCGAAAUAGAAUCCUGGUGUACACCUUAGGUGAUAUGAAGAUUACAUUCUGUUCUCGUAAAGCCUUUAUUACUUUUUUUGUCUUUUGGCUUCAUUUUUGUAUCUCUUUAGAUUUCACAAAUGCCUCCAGCUUGAACAUUUUUACUACUUAGUGCAGUGAAAAGGAUUUGAAAAGUUGGUUAAUCAGAUAAAAAAAGAACAGUGCUCUUACUCAUAGUUUUUUAAGAUUCUUGUCAACAUCUCAGACCCAUCAAAUAUGUAUAAUCCUGAAAAUCGGAUAAAAAAGAAGAAAAUUUGUACUUAACUCUCUGUAACUAAAGCACAGUACCUUGUUUUAUUCAGUAUAUGCCUGUGUGGAUAAAGAAGCAGAGUAAAACUGUUCUUUAUGUAAUGGGAGAAUCCCCCCCUCACCUGUCUUUUAAGCUUCUUAAGAAAAGAUUUAAAGGUAAAAUCAUGGGUCAAGAAGCAACAGGGUAACAGGGGUCUCUCCUGUCAAUCAAACCCUGUAGAAACAAAGCAGAGCAGAAAAGAGAGGGUGUUUGGGAAAGAGAAAGCAGGGGGAAGUGUUGCUGCUCAGACUUGCCCAACCUCCUCAUUUCCACUGCAAAGCCUUGAAAAAACACAUUCUCUUUGCCUUUUGGAUUUGCCUGUGUACAUCUGUUGGCUAUAGAUCUGUUGAUGGGAGUCUGAAGAGCCAGCUGUGCAUUUGGGCGGAGAAAGUAUGAUUGACGCUGAGUGAGUGUUUUGGCUCCUGACAGGAAACACGUAUCAUAUGUACUGAUACUGCUGAAGUCAUUCCAAAAUAUAUUUACAUGAAAAAUUUACCAGUGAGUUACUAUUUAAAGCCUAAGUACAAGUCUUCAGCACAGAAAAAUGUGUCUCCAUUUAUACGAACAUGCUGGAAAAUUCAGGAGCAAAUAGAUUCCAUCUUUGUGAAAGUUCCUGUCCUCUCUUUUCCUCUGCAGUACCCUCUAGUGUGAAGUUAUUCUGUGUGAUCCCCAGGGCCAUAUUCAACCCAUGCUUCGCUGUCACUCCCAAUGAGGAAACCCUUAUAUCCCUCUCUUAUAGAAUGAAAUAAAGAUCAACCACAGCCACCUCCCUGCCAUGUCCAGGGGGCUCUGGGUCUGUUGAGCAAUAGAGCAUGAAGAAAAGGAAAGAUGGACAGUAGAGUGAGACGCAGCCGAGUACAGAAAAAACGACCAUCCUCUCAACCCUUGUGUUCUCGAAUACCCCACAGUCUGCAACAAGGAACUGUAAAAGUUUAAGAAAGUACGCAGGGAGGGGUUCAACACUCCCUGUUGGCCUAAUAGACAGAAAGUACAGCCUCCUUUACUUGAGCAGGAGAACAACAGAUGUCCUCAGCUCUGAUAAAUGACCACCUAUACUGCCUUUAGGUUUUGUUUGUGUGUGUGAAGUCCAUAAUUACCUUCUUAACCCUGCCUGCACUUUCACUUUACCUUCCCUAUACCCUAAGUUAACCUCAGUUGCUGCUGUCCAGCUGUAGAUUACUCUCCACUCCCUCCUACCCUUCCCUUACUGAUAGACAUUCCAGCUUUUAAAUAACUUUAUAUCCCACUUCAGCCGAGAAACGCGUCUCCUUUUGGGCUCAAUAAAUUUCCCUUUUCAGAAGCACUGAAGACCAUUUAAUCUUUGGCCUUACUCCAAAAACACUCCCGUGUCCUGAUAGAUCAUCAUCUGGGAAGAGUUAUGAUGAUGAUGCAGUAUUUAUGGUGAAUACUAAUACCCUUGAGACUAUCUGUUGAUUAGAUUUAUCCUCUUGUUAAACCGGUGCACGUUUUCUGGUUUGCACUGAAUUUAGUCAAAAGACGAGUAGGGACACCCAGAUUUUUGAGCGAGUGGAAACCGUAUUUCUCUGUUUACUUUUUCCUUGAAACAUCCGAUUAAAAAAAAAAAAUAUUUACAGAGUAUUCACAGCAAUAAGAACGUCAUGUCUAUAAGUCUGUCUAUAUUUAAGCAUCAGUGUCAUACACCUCGGGGUGAGGCUGGUGCCAGGGGAGGAGAGAUUAAGCAGGAUGACCUCCGGGCCUCUGUUCCCAGGCCCUGGUUCUGUGGGAGGAGACCGGUGUUCCGGCCCAGUUCUCCCAGCGUGGGAGCUCAGCGUGGGAGCAUGGGGACUGUGGUCAGCCACUAAUGCCUCUAUUGCUUCCAGAUUGUCUCCAAGAGUUUCGGUGUCCAGAUUCAGCGCUCUGCUUUUCAACUGCAGUAAAGCAAACAUGAAACUGUCCUCAAGUCUGGUGGUGCUGCUCCUUGGCCACUGCAUGCCCUGUGUGUGUGUUUGUGUGUGUGUGUGUGUGUAUUUGUUUGCGUGUAUGUGUGCCUCCAACACGCUGACUGCUUAGAUAAAGAUCCAGUCUAGCGUUUAUUUGUGUGGAAACUCAGAUGUUUCUUUCUGUCUGGAGUAGAUCUGGAAUUAGGAAAUGUUUUGGCUUGCUGUUUUGGGCAUGUCGAAAUCGUGACUUUGAUGCGUAUCAUUAAAGCGCGGCUUUAUUUGAGUGUUUAGCAACCCCGUCGAUUUACCACACACAUCCAACACACACAUUAAAUUGGUCAUGGCCUCUUUAAGUCCGAUUUUGCUUUGUUAAUGACUUGUAUCUGAUGCUGUUCAGAUGUUUUUGGUUUGUUGUGAAAAUGUUGUUUCAUCGCUCUUACUUUGUCAUAGGGGUGUUGCUCUUUUAACUGCAGUUAUUAUGUCUCAUGCAAGACAGGAAGUGAGUUUUUACAGACUGUAUUCUGGUUUAGGUACUGGACUUGAAUAUGCAGCAUGUCAUACAUGAUCUACAUGAUUGUGAUUUAAUGGAGCAAUAUGAAUCUUGGCUAGUUGGCACCACACACCUUAUUACAGACCACAGGAAGGAUCAAAGAGGUCACCCUCCUUCGCUAACAGAGACAUCAUGUCACCUCAUAGAGGAGGCUUCUGAAAUUUGUCAAGGCGUUUUUCUUUUUCAGGAUGUCCUCACAUGUCCUCUUCGGGUGUCCUUGCCUUGUCCUAAGUGGGAAAAAAGCAGCGAACGCAUGAAUUUGGGUAAAACUUUACUCUCUUUGGGUUUCCAGAGAAGACAGCGCCUGCUGGGCAAGAAAAACAGAAAAACUUCUCUGUGAAAGUGUUGGCUCUGAUCUUAAAUUGAGAUUGGAUUAGAUUGGAUUAACUCCCUGUUGCUGUUCUCUCUUACUCUUUCCCUCUGUCUGUCACCUUGAAGUGCAAUAAUUUACUUUGUUUAAGGCUGGCUUUUGGCCAAAAAGGGGAAGGAAAAGGGCUGAGUGGAUAAGAACGCCUUUUAUGUUGAUGCAUUAUUGAAUAUGUUUUUUUUUUCCCUUGUGUAUGCCAACUCAGAUUUGAUUUAAAGAUCUAUUACUGAUAAGGAAUGAUUUGAACUGUAUAAGAGGAUACAUGAGCUGAUGGUGGGUAUACAGGGGAAAAAAAAAGUGUUUUGAUUUACUUCACCUCUGGCCACUUAAGCCUAAUUAAAGAGAUUACAAUGGAUAUAUAAUCACCACAACACGCAGCAGUUUAUCGGACUUGAUUUAUCACAAAUCAUUGCCCGGCUGUCCCCGGAUAACAUUUCACCCGGCAAUAUGUUUGCAAUGGCCUGUCAGUUACAUAGAUCCAUUUCACUAAUCUAAUCUAAAGCUUGUCAAACACUGUGCCGCGGGGCUGCCUGCAUUUUGUUUAUGUUGAAUUACUUUCGGACUCAUUUCUCAGAGUCAGUCAGCUCUGCAGCACACAGUUGUUUUUUACUUCCAGUUCGUCUUUUAGAUAUUUUACUUCAUUAAAGAUAUUUGUGUCUCUGAAAUGUUUUUAAUCUACAUAGCUGCUGUCACUGUGUGAAUGCGGCAUGAAUGGCUGAAUGUGACGUGUAAUAUAAAAGGGCUUUUAGCUGUCUGAAGACUGAAGAAAGCACUUCAUAAACAUAGUAUAUUUACCAUUCACUGUCCACUCGCUUAUAAAAUGUAAUGUUUAGAAACAGAUGAUGGAUAAAAGUGUUUAAUAACUAAUCUGUCUGGCAUUUGACUUGAUGAACUAAUAUGUACUUGAGGAAGUGAUUAAGCAAUUUAAAAGAAAUGUACAUAGUGCAGUUGUUUAGUAACAUGAUGUGCUCAGAAGACAAGAGAAGUUAAGUGUAAGGCGGCUAAAGCUAACAGAGGCCCUCAGCUUAGUGCUGCAGGGUGCAGCAGUGCUGCCUCUGUGCGUUUGUGUGUACAGACCGGCUACGCCUGCAGGGUGGGUUGGGAAGCGAAAGGUCCUGACAAGGGGGUGAGAGAGAGCUAUUUGACUGUUUUAUGAACACAAUGAGAGCUCUCCUGCAGUUAAGGGAAAACAACACAAUCGUCUGCUGUAGCAAUUUUACCAGAGGUGACAGUUUAAUGAUGCCACAGUGCUGCAGAUCGGGCAAAAUCUGGGCAUGCAGAUUGUGAUGCUGCUCACAUUUUGUCUGCAGUGUCAGAGGUAUUUUGAUACAAGUGUAAUUUCUGGAUUCUCACAAACAUCCUUUCACUGUGGAGUAGCUUCUGCAUGCUGAUGUCUGUGAGACAAUCAUGCUCUCUCUAUAACACAGCACUUCUCUGUCCUUCUGUCUGUCUUUCUUGGUAAUUUUAGGGAUAUAUUCAGCAACUCCUGAUUCUGGAGGAUCCCCAAGCUGCUGCCGACUACUGCGUUAACUACAUACCAGACUGUGACUCUGCUUUGCCCUACAACAGCAUCGCCCUGGAGCUGCGGGAGGUCAGUACUGGUGCCACCAUGAGUCAAUGCCCACAAGAAAAAAAGUCAUGCAGAAUCUUCUACACUGGUUCGUCUGAUGAGUUAUAGCUUUAGGUCGCUCAAAGGUUAAGAAAGGCCAAUAUGUCUAAAUUCAGUCUUAUUUGCCGCUAAGUGAUUCCACACUCCCUUAGAGACUGCGUUUUACAAAAAAAACGAGACAACUCAAGGAGCUUCUACUUCUAGUGCUCAUGUUAAAACAACGUCCCUCUUUAUGUAACACCUAAAUUAGCUUGUUUCAUAGCCAACCAGCGAGGGAAGCAAAAGCAUGCCUAUCAAUAAACCUGCAGUUCAUGCCUCAAGACCUGUGUGAUUUACAAGCAGACAACAGCCUCAGCCAAAAAAAGAUCCGAGUACAGCGGAGGUGUGCUGAGUGUGUGCAAAAAAAAAAAAAGAUAAGAGAGACUAAGGCGGGUAAGGCCAUCAGUCAAAGGCAAGUGUCUUUUUUUAAAAGCUGCCAAUGGUGGAGCACUCGUGGGGUCAGGUACAGGAUGUACACACACACACAGAGACACAAGCCUCUGACAUGACAUGAUAUAUACGCCUUCCUCUUCUUCAGGGCAUUUAUGUAGUUAUUGAAUCAGUUAUUGUUAUGAAUUAUUUCUAUGGCUGUGUGUGAAAGAAAGGGGUGAGCAGGAAGGAGGCAGAGAGAUACUUGUGAGGAAUUCACAGCGUUAACAAAACAAUUAAAUGUUUUAUUUCUGCUUUAUUUCGAUACACCACAUGCAUACACUUGUACACAGUAUGUGCAUCAUGAGUCUGCUGACAACCGCGAACACUGGUUAUUGAUUUUGCCCCAGAGAUGGUUUCCUAAUGAUAGCGUGCAGCCAUUUGGAUUGUCCUCCAGCUGGAUUUUAUAACAACAGCUGAGCAAUGAGCUCCGAAUCCAGAAUAUGUCAACAUCUGUCCCCCUACUGACCUACUUCCCAUCAUUCUCUCUAACACACUGACCUUGUUUACAAGUGGAUCUAAAUCACAUCACUGAUAUCUUUCACAGACUGGGCCCUCAGCGUCGUUUUCAGGCUCAGGCCAGUCAUACCACUGACAUGCAGUUGAAGUCACUCUGUGGGAUGACUCAUGCUGUAUUUGUCGGUUGCCAGAACACACUGAGAAUUAGCACCUCUGUAGAACUAGAGACAAGGUGACCCCUGACCUCACAAACAAACAAGUCCUCUGCUUUGACUAAAAGGGGACAGCUCCACAUUCGUUUGUCCUUUCCUCAUUUCAUGUUUGCUCCAGGUUUUUACCAGCUCUGUGGGAAUCUAAGUAGGUAUUCAACAGUGGAUCUGUUUGCUUUACUUCACCACUUUUCUUUUCCAGUAGUGUUAAUGUUCUUUCUAUCCUGUGCCCUCGUCCUACACCCCCAUUUUUCAUAAAAGAACACCCAACUUGUUGCCGAUGCCAUGAUGCAAAGUGACCAGCCCAGCGAACCACAGGAGCCCUCCGAAAAGGAGAAAAAGGGCAAGAAGAACAAAAAGAAGAGGGACAAGGGCUCUAAAGGAAAAGGCAAACGCAAAGGCAAGGGCAAGAAAGGAUCCAGAAAGAAAAAACACGAGGAGGAGGGUCUCGAAGAUGGCUUCCUCAGGGUGUCCACAACACUGCCCGAGUAUCUAUCCCAAGAACCUUUUAGGCCCACGGAGACGCCUGAAAUUGAGAGUACUUUGGAAACUAUGAUCCCCGCUGAAGCAUCUGAAGAAAAGAGCCACAUGGAGAUGCCCACACAUGAGCCUGACUCUUCAACUGUGGUGCCCAGUGCAUCGCCUGAAACAGAGGUUACCGAGGAGGUAGACAUGUUUAUCUGUAGAUCCCCUCCAGCUCAACUGCCUCUUCCCAUUUGCAGCUCUAACUGAUCACUCCCUGAAGACCUCCUAACAUAGAGAGCACCCUUACUACCGUCUUACCGCCACCACCACUAACCAGCACCAUUUUAAUCACCGCCUGCUGCAUCCAUAAUCCAUCCAUUGGCUUUAUUAUAUGGCUGCGUAUGCUUGAAAAUAGUAUAAUAUGCAUAUCAUAUAUCUUAAAGUAUGCCAUGCAUGUUAGAUACAGUGAAUGUCUUUCUUUGUGCCAACCAAUAGGUAUGUGUUUGUGGUUAAUAUUAAACUCAACAUAAUGUGAGAUAAUGUUAGAUUAUUUAUUUAUAAAGCAUACAUUUCUAACUUCCUACAGCAACCUGCAGAGGCUGCUUGUUUGAACCCCUCAUGUUUAAAUUUGACUUAUUUACCAAGUCAACUAAUUUUCAUGCUCAUGUUGUUUAUGUAGCUUGUCGUAGUCUGUGCCACGCCGCCACAUGAAUGCGAUGUAUUCCAUCAGCGAAUUACAUCCCAGCACUGCAAUUAACGUGCACACCUGUCAACCUGUAUGUAGCCUGGAUAAUCAACACUCCCUCGUAAAAAACACCUGUUAUGCUAACAUUCAUGAUGUACAUUGUAAAAUGUGCAGCCCCCUCGACAUUGCUGAGCACUAAUGAGACAUGCUCGGUGUCCCCUGGUUAACCUCUGCUGUGACUCAUUUACGCCUCUUUCAUUGGCCUGCAGGAGAGCAUGCCGGUGAAGAAGCCAGUGGUGGAGGAGUAUGGAGAUGACCUUUAUGCAGACCUCUAUGAUGAUCUCUCUGUUUCCACGGUAACAGUGGGUCCAAAUAUGACUGACUAUGAGGUAGGUUGGAAGCAAAACACUUUGAGUGUGCUCACCUCAGCGCUGAGGUUAUUUUUAUGUUGUGACUUAUGUCUGUACCCUGACAGAUUCUUGAAUAUGAAGAUUACAAGAAUGACACAGAGUCGUCCUACGAAGAGUACGAAACCUAUGACGACGGCUACGACUUCGCUGAGCGGGAAAGAGCUCAGACGUGGGAUGGAGAGGUAAAAUCUUAAAGUAAACUCUGGUAUCAAAUUAAUGGUCACGUCUUUGAUUGACUGUAUCGAGUGAUUUGCUUCAUAUGUUUCUCCUCCUCAGGCUGGCCUCAGAGCAGAGAAAGGCGAGAAGGGAGAGCCAGCUAUUAUUGAGCCGGUAAGCUGCUGGAAAGAAUAAAGAAGCAGCCCGAUAGCUUUAGAUAUGAUUAUGGAAACAGUGUGUUAGUCUUCUAAUUUACAUGCCUUUCUUUGCACCUUUUUUUAGGGCACAUUAGCGGAAGGACCUCCAGGUCUAGUAGGGCCUCAGGUAAGUCAACAGGAAUGAUGGUGAUUGUGAAAUGAUAGGAUGUGUUAAAAUGGGAUGAUAGGGAUUGUCAAAAUGUGAAAUUCAGAUUGUAUGAAUUAAGAUUUAGCAGGAAAGAAACUGGAUUUUCAGGGUGUAAUUACUCUUCUAUUUGAAUUCAGUUUGGAAAAUAGGUUUCGGUUCUGCUGAAGGAGACCAGUGAUUCUCAACCUCAGGGUCUAGUCCUCCGCAGCAAUUGCAAGAUGAUUUCUUGGGGUUACCAGAGGGGUUGACAACCAAAUAUAUAAUGGAAUAGUUGAGUUAUAAAUCCAGUUAAUUACACAUUAGUGUGGCUGUUCAAGUUGGUGCUGUCAGCUCUCUCUUUAUAAAGUUCACCUAGAUAUACAAGCGAAAGCAAAGAGAGAUAUGCUGGACUGUGAAUCAUAAUUAAUGCAAAUAAAGUAUGUGGGUUGUUUGAUAAUCCUGGUUGUGCUUUUUGGGGGUCAGGCUUUUAAAAACUCUCCUCGGAUGCUAAAAAGAGACUCCAACCAUAUUAUUCUUAAAGGUCAUGACUUAGAAAGCUUGAGGGGCCAUGAAGACGAGGACUAUAACUGCAUGUUCCUUAGAGUUUUUAUUUUUUAUUUUUUGAGCGCUGCAAAUGUUUUCCUCACAGGGACUAGCAGGCCCAGCUGGACCAACAGGCCCUCCAGGACCCAGGGGGGAUCCCGGUGAAAUGGUGAGUGUAGCAUACGCCCGGUCUUGGACUCACUUGGGUCACUGGGUAGUUACAGACGAGUUUUACCCCUUCAGCUUGGGCUUAACCCAAAUUUAAACACGUCUGUGGGAUCACAAUGUCCUGGUUUGGUCCUGAACUGAACCUGCUGGACCUCACUGCCGGAUGCUGACUCACACAUGCUUGACCUGAUUUUCGUCAGUGUGUGAUUGCUCGACAAAAUGUAUUAGCCCAUGAUUCAUCAAACUUGAACCGGCUCCAACACACAUGCACACGCACACACUGACAGAUGCUCUGACAGUUGUUGAUGGUUUUUGUCAUUUUGCUUGGCAGAGAUGUUGAUGGUAGUUUACUGGUAUGCAGAAAAAUCUGGUUGAGAGUAACAUCAACUUCCAGUCAUAAAAACCCUUUAGUAGCUUUGUAAGGUUCAGGUUCAACCCAUUAAACAAACAAACCAUUUUUUAAUUUAUUUGUUUAUUUAUUUUAAUUCAAAGUUAAGGAAACUGCAGCUUUGAUGGAUACUCUUGACUCUGAUGCUUUUUUCUAAAAGUGAGGAAAACAUGAAUAAUGCAGAUAUUUGGUCAUAAAACUAUAAUAAUAUGGAGCAGUAUCAAGUUUUACCAUAAAAAAGAAACAAGAAAUAAUGAGCUAUUGCGACUUAACACAUUUAAUGUAAUAUAUCAUUCCCUCGCAUAUUCGUAGGUGUACAUAUUAAAGCUGUUUUAAUGUUAAUUUUACAUCUUUAUGUUUAUUCUAUGUAUAUUUACUUGUUUAAAACAUGCUUUGAAGGGAGGGGUCUAUAAAAAAACCCCACAUUUAAGUAUAUUUCCAAAUAUUCUUGGGUGCCUGGAGUCCUAAUGGUUGUAAAGGGGUAAAAUAUGUUCACAUUAAUGCUAAAUGCCUUUCAGUGAACUCUUUGGUAGCUCACUUUCAAAUCUUGAAACUCAAAGGGAAAAUGAGUUUGUUCAUGCUAAAACUUGAUACUGUCUGACUUAGUGAAAUCAGUCCACAAGUGAUUGAUGCCUGUUUGAUUUGCUCAUGAAUUUUUCAUAGAACUGACAUCCUUUUAAUGUCUGAGGAAGAAAAUUACUCCCAAUCUCUUGGGUUUAGUGGAACCUAGCUUGUUAAUGCAGUUCAUUCAUCUUCAGGGUUAUUUUGUAUUAAAUGUAUUUAACCGUCUUAAAAUGAAAAUAUCUCAACAUUUAGAUUACUUCCAGGAUUACGUCAGCUGUAAUCUGGUGAUCACAAUCUUUAUGAUUCUAUGUAACCUGGAAUGACUUGUUUACGUCGAUAUUUACAGCGUGUAACAAGGAGAUAAAGGUUAUGUGUGUGCGAUAAGCUUAGCUGAUAUAGAGCAAAGGUCAUUUUUACAGUGAUUAGGCUGAAACUCUCCCCUUUUCUCCAAUGACACUCAUUCCUCGCCUCUAUCUUUCUCUCUGUUUAUGUGCCACCCUCACAGACACACUUACAGACUUAAUAACACACACACACCACCAUACACACAGAAACUGAUGCUUAUCCCUAUCUGCGUCCUCUCUUUCAGGGUCCCCCAGGACGUCCUGGUCUUGCAGGGGUUGAUGGGAUUCCAGGUCCCCCAGGAACACUAUUGAUGCUACCAGUAAGACUUUAGAUUACACUCAUGCCUUCUCUCUCUCUUACACACACACACAUUCACACACAUAUGUAGACAAACCCUUCCCCGGUGUUGAGUAGCAGCAUGACCACAAGGGGGGGCUGUGUGAUUGAACUUCAUUUACAUUGGGGAAUCCUGCAGUGGGGACUGAUUCUUCUUUGUUUUGCCUCUAGUUCCAGUUUGGAGGUGAUUCCCAGAAAGGACCGGUGGCAUCUCCCCUAGAAGCUCAGGCUCAGGCUAUCCUACAACAGUCCAGGGUAGAUACUCAAAACUCUUGACUUCUAUGUGAAGACAAAUUCAUUAAAAGUCUAAAGUUGUAAACCACUUAUUUUUUCCCUUCAGCUGUCACUGAGGGGCCCUCCAGGUGCGAUGGGUCUCACAGGGCGACCGGGACCGCUGGUAAGACACGUCCCCUGACCUUUACAAAAUCUGCAUCUCACCCCCAGUACUUCUGCAACCUUUGCCUCAACUUCCUUAUUCAGUCUGACCAGACAUAACCUCUAUUCUGCUCCCCUACCCUCCAUACUUCAUCAGUAUGCAUGCUCACUAUGUCCAAUUUGUUGUGAUUGUGGAAUAACUACAGGGUUACAAAAGUGAGUGGAAUUUUAAAUGAUUUGCCCGUUAGCUCAUUUACAUUUUGUAAGUUUGGUGCUAAUAUUGAGUGAAAAGUUAUACAGCUUCUUUACAUCAUGUUACGCUUUAAUGAAUUCUUGUUUCUGUGUUACAGGGUACUACAGGUGCCACAGGGCUGAAAGGAGACAGGGGGGACAGCGGCCCUCCUGUAAGACCAAGUCCUCUUUUAGCACUGUACCACUCUUUUAUUGUCACACUAUUCACUUUUUCUUUCACCUCUUUGCAUUUCUUGUUCUAAGGGUCCACAUGGGUUGCCCGGUCCUCAAGGAAUCAAUGGAAAAGUGGGAAAGAGGGUGAGAUAUAUCGAGUAUAGCAAGUAGCAACACAGUGAACGAAUGUAGCUAAAAAAAACAUUAAAUAAUUAAACCUUUUUAAAAUGAUGGUGUGUCUUGUAGGGGCGUGCUGGAGUAGACGGGGGUCGCGGAGCUCCUGGUGAAACAGGCGCGAAGGUAAACUCUUUGAUGUCUCACAGAUCUGGUUUGAAGUACAGAUAGUUUCUCUAGGUUCAGCAGCACAUAGUACCCGUAGGUUUGUUUUUCCUUGUGCUCUUACUGCACUGCUGCGUGUUUUUAAAACUUGUGAGUUACGUUUGAUGCUAAGAUCCAUUAUUAACCCAUGUGUUCCUGCAGGAAGGUCUUGUAUGUUAACAAACUUUGUGUUUAAGUGUAAGCCUUUAGGUAUCCAGCAUCCCACAGCUUAUUAUAUGUAUUGACAACGAAGCAGCUCAAUACAUUACAGCUGCAGGAAGAGCUUAGUAAAUAAAUAAGGCUCCCUUGAUGCCGGCUCUGACAAAACAGCAGAGUCUUUAUCAGUCAAAGCAGCAUUUUUAGCAGACCUACAGCUAAUCUGCAAGCCCCGUCUCCCUGACACAUACUCAGAGCAGAUGGUAGGUUCUGCCAGGGGAGACUUUCACCACAUUUCUGCUAAUGUUUACACAUUACCGUAUGUGUGUGGCUUCAGGGUUUAAUGCACUUGCUUCUCUAUUACUUUUCAGGGUGACAGGGGUUUUGACGGCCUGCCAGGUCUCCCAGGAAACAAGGGACAUAGAGUGAGUUGAAACCGGUGACUUAAAUAUAACUGUAUUAAUUUAGCCAUUCAGCCGCUAACACACUGCAGAGCAUGCAUAAAUACCUCACACAGCAUACGGCAGAUGUUUAUUUGCAUAUUUUGAUCUUGCUGAUUGUUGGGAUUCCUGUGAUUCCAGCAUACGACUACAAAAACAGCAUUUGGUUGAUAUUGCUCUGCUACAAACAGAAAGAACCAAAAUAUCUCCAGGCUUGUUGCUAAUGCUUUUAUCUUGUAGGGGGACAGAGGAAAGCCUGGUCCUCAUGGGCCUGUCGGAGAGCCAGGAGAAAAGGUGAGUGCACAGUAUUUUUCUCGCAACAGAAAAACCUGCAGCGGUGCUUUGUAAUACGUACUUUUCCAUUUUGCGAGGUUAAAAGGAAAACCAUUUCCAGAUCAGUGAAUCAAUUCUGCAAGCCAUUCAGAUGUAAAAGCACUACAGAUCAAAAAGGUCUUUAAGGAAAUUAAUUCACAAACUCUAGAAAUUUUCUGAUUCUGCUGCGCUGUCCUGAGUUCAUUCAGCAUCAACGUUUGCAAAGAGACAUGAAUGCAAAUCAGUGCAUCCCUCGCAUAGUACUGAAAAUAUGAAAGAUAGAGGCUCCGUCAAGAUAGUAUCAAUCCAUGCAGGCGGGUAAGUUCUGAGAGCGGUCUAUUAGUCUGUGCUCGAAGAUAGUUGAGCCUUAUCUGUCAGCCAGCAAAUUUCUUUAAUGAGCUAUUUUCACAGAUUAUGUCUGUGGGGAUAUGAAUGUUUCCGCAUCAAGGGUUGAUGUACAACAGUGCGCAAGAUUUAUGUGAUGAAUCUGUUUUCCUCUCGUUUUAGGGAUCUGAUGGUCCUGUGGGGCCGAGAGGGCAACCAGGCGAGCCUGUAAGUAACCACAUCUGGACGAAUCUAACCCUCCCAGAUAAUACACGCACAUUUAAAAAAACAUAAGAGUCUUUGGAUUUUUAGGAGUAUCCUCACACAAAAAGCUCAUUCUUGGUGUAAAAUCACUGAAACAAAAGAUUUCUGAAAGAAACCCUAAGGGGAUUUGGGGAGAUCACUGGAUUAAGGCUUCAGCUGGAGUUGCAGCCAAAGUCUUACAGAAGAAUUUACACGAGUACAACUUCUGCAGCUCAAACUGCACAUGUACAAACACAAGUGAAACACUGCAAAAUGCUUAAUAAUGUAGGACAAGUUUGUAAAAGCUAGAAUGGUCAGAUCUUAUUAAUGCACUGAACACAGUGUUCAUCCGAGCAUAAAGGACGGAAAGGUCAUUGGAAGGAGGUGAACACAAACAUAAACAUCGACAAAGCACGCUCAUGUAUUCUACACAAAGCCUGCGAUGCAACUUUGGAGCUAUGAGAGUCCACAAAGACCUUAAGAUCUGUUAUUUUCUGUGUAUCUCAAGGGUGAACACUGGUUGAUUGGUUAUGACUCACACUCUAUCUUUCUCCCAGUAGGUGAGGCUGAGGCUCAGUGGGGUUUCUGUCCCUCCAAAUGGAUCACCUACUGCAGGAAGAAAUAGAGUGCCACAAGACAUGUUAGAAAAGCAGUGUUUAACUACAAAGAUACAGGAAGGGAGAGGGGUUGACUGUUUUUUGAAGAGAGAAAGAGAGAGAGAGAGAGAGAGAGGAAGCGAUGGGAGAAGUGAGACAGUGAGAGACAAACGCAGGACUAAAAUUUGGUUGGUGGUGGGAGAGAUAAGAGAGAUGGAGAGAGGAAAGAGAGGGAGCCGGAGAGGGAAGAGAUAAAAUCCUGGCCCGAAUGAUUAUAUUUCCAUAUCAAUCACUUCCCAGGAGAUCACAGAUGUGGCUUUGGAACAGGUGGCUUGGCCAGCCUACAAAGAGGGAGGCUGACAAAAACAGGGCUCGCAAAUACAGGCUUGCGCAGUCUCCGUGGCGACCACGUACACACCAGAUGCGCCCACACACACACUAAAACAUAUUAUCUGUCUCUCCCUGUUUUUCAGCCCUUGCCUUAGUUCUGAUUUAUGAUUUAGUAUUCAACACUUACCCCACCUCAUCAUGAAUUCAGGCUAGCUGCUGACUAUUUGCUGUGUUUUGUCUCCAGGGUCCUCGGGGUCUUGUCGGGCCGAGGGGGCCACCUGGCCCACCUGGCCAACUGGUGAGUGAACAAUGUCUUGAUUACAGAAUCAGAGGUUCUCUGUCUUUUAAACUCGAUCAAAGGUCUUUUUUAUGUCAUCUAAUUGUCAGUGUGAUGCCGGGGAUAACUGGGGGAGUUUUUAAUGAAUUUCUCUGACGUCUUUUAUGUUUGUCCUUUAGGGUAUAACUGGAACUGAUGGAGCUCAAGGACAAAAGGGCAACCUGGUAAGUGCUGUCAACUUCAUGAACACGUCAUGAUACCGUUAUACUGAAGUGAUGAAGUGGAUUUCAACAGUUUUUACAAAGUGAUCUCUGCGACAGUAAAAUGGCUUUAACCUUCCUCCUGUGUUAGCUUUUACUACGAACCCACUAUGUUAAGGGUCGGUUUUGACCCGUGUCAUAAAUCAGCUGUAAAUCACAAUAAAAAACAGUUCUCUAUCAUCCAGUUUGGUUCUCAUCUCUAGGUUACCUUGUUAGGCUUCAUUAUCCAUGAAAAUAUUGCUUAGAAAGUUUUUGUAGUGGGCCUCUGGACCUUUCCUUGUCAGUAUACUCCUCACACAGACAUCCAUACUAAAUUGAUCUCACAUGUCUGGACAUGCUCAACAUUGUUUUUUGUGCAGGGAAAAACUUGGCAAAAUGGGAAUUUCCUAAAUCUCACAAGAUUAGAAGUGGAUCUGAUUGUCAGUGUGGUGCCUGACCGUGCACUUAUGAUUUUAGUUUUUGCUCUUAUUAUUUAUUGAUCUAACCAGGUCAACAGCGACCCUAACACGACUAGUGCCAUCAUUUUAAUAAGAGCAUUUUAUAAUUUAGUCAAUUUAAUUUUUUUGUUUUUAUUUUGUUGAAAUAGAGGUUCCUGACAAAGUCUAAAAGUCUUAAUGUAGAAAAGCUAAUUUAAGUGGUUCUUUUAGGCAUUUAAAAUCAAAAACAGGUCGGUGCAGACCCUAACACAGGAGGAGGGUUAAGUGGCCCUCUAAGAAACCAAUAACCUGUCAUUUAAUGAUAAGCUCACAACAAAGAUCACAUGAGGUUUGAUUAUCAACAUUUCUUGUUUUCAGGGACCAGCUGGAGAGAUAGGACCCCCGGGGCAACAGGGAAAUCCAGGAGUUCAGGUAUUGCAGACUAAAAAAGUGUCACAGCUCGAGUUCACAAAUCUUCCAACUAAGUUACAGUCACACACACAACCAUGUGCAUGCUGACACUUUAAUUAAACCCCCUCUGACAGGCUCUUUAUUUUGUGUACUAUUUUUUCACAGCCUAAAAACUGAAGGUUCGCUCGCCCUUCUGUGUUUGUAGGAAAUUUGCUGACCCUCUUAGUAAAUAAAAACCUUGUAUUAAUCCAACUGCAUGGCUCUAGAGUGUCUUCUGGAUAAAAGGCUGUUUUAAUUACCUCAUGAAAAGAGUCUUUUUGGACAUAAAAGGCUGUCACCCAGCAGCAGCAACAUGCAAUUUCAUAACGUUUACAGAGACGCUAACAGCCGGAUAAAGGCGAUUAUAUAUAUAUAUUUCAACAAUCCAUCCAGUCCCCUACUCAUACAAAGAUCAACACUCAUACCUAUUAUCAAUACUGACAAGACCCAUGCUAAACACACAUAACACACAGCCUUCAGCAAAACCUCAGCCCCCAGCUCUCUCCUGAUCUUGUGACACUUAGCCUGAUUGAUGCUUUGUUCUGGUUCAGGGCUUGCCCGGUCCUCAGGGUCCCAUCGGAGUGCCGGGAGAGAAGGUAGGUAGCAUGUCUCUCACUUAAUUUCAGAAUUAAAGCUAUGACCUUAUGACCCCUGUCAUCACAUACCCAUGGGGAAGUGCGCUGAGCUGCAGAGUACGACCCGAGCACUUCUGGCUCCUGUUCAGACGAGACAGGGCCAGACAGGAAAUCAAUACACAAGAAACACACACAGGCACAACAGACACUUGGGACAGCCUUGGCCGGUGCUCAUCAUGGGCUUGAUGAGACUGAUAGAAGAAAUAAAAAGCUGACCAAGACAUGAAUUCAGUAUGUUUAGUAGAACAGCUUCAACAUGGAAAUGCGGUAUUUCCGGAAUAAGUUAAAGCUAACGCUACAUCGCAUUGAAAGCUUAACUCCGGUAUUCAUGGCUCUUUCUCUUUUACAGGGUCCCCAGGGAAAAGAAGGCAUGCAGGGUCUACCCGGCAUUGAUGGCCCUCCUGUAAGCACUCAAACACACAAGUACAAUAAUGCAAGCAUUAACACAAACACACACAAACAAACCAGUAGCAUGCAUCUAUGCCUCUGCACAUGGAGCAUCUAUCUACAUAUAAAUAGAGAGGAGAGAGUGCUGCUGCUACUGCUUUUUCCACAGUCAACUCAGGACAAAACAAACUGCAUACGAAUAAUAGCUCGGUAUCAACAGAUUUAAGAUCAAAUACGGUGAGCUUUACUCCAUACAAGCAGUGCAACACAUUUAAAUAACCAGUGUUUUUUAAACCUUUUUUCCCCGAAUAGUUUAAGACAUCAAGAUUGGAUUAACUUUACAUAAAAAAAUGCUACACCACAGAAAGAGAGUUUAAAUCCUUCUUGGAAAGGGAAUUACAGGUAGACGGCAAACUGUUUCAGUACAGGGCGAUGCACCGCUACACAAUAAAAUCUACAUUUUUUUUAAACUGGGCCGUACAAGAAAUUCCUGGAAUUAGUUUAGAGGAGCAUGAAAUAGGAAGAAUGAAAAACCUUAAUAUAGUGAGGUGUUUUCAGCUCCUCGAAUUACUUCAACAGUCCAUUCAGAUGCAUUCAGAUGAGUUUCUCUUGAUGCUGCACAUGGUUCUCCAAUGCCUUGUGACAUUAAUGUCUAACAGUCUCAGGGUUGCAGGUGUUUUGUCUUUUUAAUGGGUUGUAUUCAUGAAUGUUAAGUGAUAAUGUACUGACAACAGUGCUUUGUCAAUCUAAUUCAUGUUUUCCUUUUCUCUUUCCCAGGGUCACCCAGGAAGAGAGGGCCCCGCCGGGGAGAAAGGCAUUCAAGUAGGUCACUAUACACGAGUAUCAUGGCACAAUAUUGAAGCUUGAUGAAAUGCUGUGUCUAACAAUGUGGAGUAACUGUGCACUUAUUGGCCUAAGGCUGAAGUUAUGCAAACCCUAAUUUUGUUCCUCAUCAUGUUUGUUUCUUCCACCACAAACCACUGUGCCGGGACGCACUGCUUAUCUACACAGAGGGGAAAAAAAUAUACUGGCUGUUGUUUUGCUUAUAAUCUUGUUCUUUUUCUAAAUAUAGGGUUUACCAGGUGCUCAGGGGCCUGUCGGGUACCCAGGGACCCGUGGCGUCAAGGUGAGGCACAAACCAUUAUCUCAGGUGUAAUGUCCACCGAGAUAUUAAUUCUCUUGCACAUUUCAUUCUGCGCUCAUGUCUACCUGUGAUGGACAAGCUGUUUUAGUCGUUGAGUGACAGAUGACAGGUGGAGGGAAAGCACCUCGGAUCUCAAGGGGACUGCUAACAACAGAGUGAGGAACAUUUGACAGAUGGGAGGAAUGAAAGAGUCAGAUAUAGCAGAGCAGAGCAGAGUGUGUGUGUGUGUGUGUGUGUGUGUGUGUACUGUUAGUGUAGAACAGUCCAUUCUGACUGAGUGAGUUUCUGGAAUCGAGGAAUAAAAGCGUAGCUGUCAUGAAGUGGCUGUCAGCCUGGUGUUUGUUUUUGUCACUUUCACACCUGUGUUUUUUUGCAUCUGGUAGUUUGGCUUAGUGUCCCUUAGCGGAAACCUGGCCUUGUUGGCCAUCAUUAGUAUAAAAUGAAAACGAGGUCAAAAUCUACUCAAACAAUUCUAGGUCAAAAGAAAAACUAUGAACUGUAUCAAAUAAUUUCAGAUUUUAAGAUGCAGCAUUUUUGGCAGAACUCUAGUAUUUCCUCUCAGCUUGUCAGUGAUGUGAUAUUUUCAUACCUCCAAUUUUUCCUGGGGACUCUCCCGUAUUUCAGACCUAUCUCCCGCCCACCUCCCAUAUUGUCAUUUCUCCCGGGAAUCUCCCAUAGUUUGUAUCUUCCAGGUUCAUUCAGGAAUUGGAUCACCUCCAUGACAAGGAAACAAACACGAGAUGUAAUAUUUACGUUGAUAGUCUUGCACCGUCUCAGAGUGAUGCAUUCAGGGCAGCCUCAGACAAAAGAGUCUAACACCAAUAUUAGUGGACUGAAUAAGUUCAAGGCAUAUUGUAUCUAUUUUUCUAUUACCAUUUUUAAUAGUUAAAACAAAACAAAAAGUGUGCAGCUUCACUUAAACUUAUUUGGAUGAGUAAUCUCAUUACAAAUACUCUCAUAAUUGACUCAUAUCCACCAUACAAGGUAACUCCAAAACUGCCCGCAAAAAUCCCCUUGAUUUAUACCCCAAAUGUUGGCAGGUAUGUAUAUUUUUUGUUGAAUUUGUUGUUUUUCUUUCUCUACAGGGAGCAGAUGGAGUGAGGGGUCUAAAGGGGAGCAAAGGAGAGAAGGUGAGUCUGCGCUGUUGCUUGUUGUCUAGACAGUAGAAAAAAAAAAUUACAAUGUGAUGAUUCAGUUUAUCGUUAAAAAGCUUUUAUAGAGUAUUCGUCAUGUUAUGUUAUGUUCUUUCGACUGUUCUCGCCUCAGCAAUCACCCCUCGGGGAUGAAUAAAAUGUGGUAAAUUGAAUUGAAUUGAUACAUCACAGGGAGAAGACGGCUUCCCUGGGUUCAAAGGUGACAUGGGUAUCAAGGGAGACAGGGUAAGAGCUCCAAAAGAUGGAAAAAAAACCCAAAAGCCUUAGCCUCGGUUUCUGUCAACCAUAGUGGAUAUAUAACCUAUUUGUUUCAUUCUUAGGGUGAUAAUGGAGCCACUGGUCCUCGUGGAGAAGAUGGACCUGAGGGGUUUAAGGGCCAAGCAGGACCCAUGGGAGAUUCAGGAGCCAUUGGAAUAGCUGGCGAGAAGGUAUAAAUUUUAAAGAUUAGACUAAAAGACAAAUCUAUGAUGAAAAAAAGAUGGAAAAUUAAUUUUAACAGGCCACCAGACUACAGAUUUCAGAGUUGUACAUAGCAUUGUACAUAACCUUUUAUACUUUUAUAUUUUUAUACUUUAUAUAUUUCUUGUAUGCUCUUAUUAGUUUUUAUUCUAGUAUUUUACAUUUCUCUCUGUUUAUUGUCACACCAUCAUGCCAAAACAAAUUCCUAGUCUGUGAAUCGUGUUCAUCAACAAUGGCAAUAAAACCCCUUCUGAUUCUGAGUUGUACAGCUGCAUCUCUUCUAUCUUUCGUAAAGAAGCUUCAUUUUUAGAUAGGAGUGUCUAAAAGCCAUUGAGAUGCAGAACAUAUAGAUUAUGGUACCUCAGCUUUAAUCACAUAUAGUUACAUCCUAUUCCCAAGGAGACUGCCUCCGAACAAGUACGCAUGUUUAAGCAUUUAAUCUUCUGUCAACCUUAAACAAAUUAAGCUAGAGAUAUCCCGCUGUAUUAGUACAUGCAUAUUCAGCAGUGAGUCAUACAAGUCCUAAUUAAAUGAUUUUCAUGCACUGUUCUUUUUAAUAUUCCUCUGGUUUAAUUCCUCCUCCCCUCUCACUCUGCCCGUGUCUCUGCAGGGUAAACUUGGCGUGCCUGGAUUGCCAGGAUACCCAGGAAGACAGGGUUCUAAGGUGAUUUAGCACUGAUGAGCAAUGAUGAUCAGUUAAUGUGUCCUCUGGUUCUUGUAGCACAGCUUUAACCAGCUAGAUGUGUGUCUUUGCCUGGACUGUUUCCUGUCUGAUUAAAAACAAAGGAUGAUGAAUGGCUUAUUAAAAAAGGCUAUUUUAUUAAUAGUCAUUAGUGACAUCAAUUCAUUACAUGUUGAUGAAUGGUGUAUUUAGAGCUGUGUUAGGCUCAUGGAUUAGAUUUGCUUUAAUUUGAUACAGUGGUUAAUUAUACGUUAAUGAGACGUUUGGGGUAUUGGGUGAUGAAUGGAAGACUGAAGAUGAUUAACCUCUACGUGUGUCUGCAGGGAUCUCUUGGCUUCCCUGGUGCUGCCGGGGUCAUAGGAGAGAAAGGACGAAGGGUGAGGACUGCGGCGACAAUUUCACACUCACAUUCUGACAGCUUUAAAAAAUAUCUACACGUCUCAGAAGAAAUGUUGAAUCAUUUUUAACCUCUGCUCUGCAGGGUCCGGCUGGUCAACCUGGGCCUGGUGGCCAGAGAGGUUCUAAUGUAAGUCUGCGUUUUAGUCCAUGUAUAGAGCUGUUUAAGGUUUCUCUAAUUAGAUAGUAUCAGUUCGCUGCAUAAUGUGGGAGGCAGACGGUUACAUCACCGCAGUGUUUUCACAUCACCAGACGUUUAUCUUCCACCUCCAGAUGAGUUAUGCAUGUGCUAAUCAGACUCUUGUUUGUUUUCCGAUAGGGAGCCCGGGGGGGCAGGGGAGCGAAGGGACCCACUGGAAAGCCCGGAGAAAAGGUGAGAAACAAACACACUCGAACCCCACACAGCCUGACGCAAACAAAGACAAAUGCACCUGCAGUUAGACACAUAAACACACACCUGGCUGUCUCAUAAAGUAUGGAUGACUGAGCUGACCGACUUGGAGCUGCUUGUUGCUAUUCACUUGGAGAUGACAGGCCAUCUGGUGCAGUGAGAAGCUACUGUUUGGCAGGAGAUGCUUCAGUUUACGCUCUCACCCUCAAACAGCAUCUUGGGAAAGCUUAACAACUUUUGGCAAGGAGAGAACUAAAAAGUGUUGAAGUGGUUUGUUUGCUUGUUCUGAAAGGGUAUUUUAAUUUUUUAUCCUCCUUGGCUCCCUGGUAGGGUUCUUCUGGACUGGAUGGUCCCCCAGGAUCGACCGGAGAACUGGUAAUCUAACUGUUAAUACUUUGAUAACCGCCGAAUGUCUGACAAAAAAAAGGGAAAAAGUUUUCAUUUAACUAACAACUGAAGUUUUGAAAUUUGGUCAUUUUAUUUUCUAGGGUCCCAAUGGACCACAGGGAAGACAUGGAGAACCAGGACCUAAAGGGCCUAAUGUGGGUAAACUAUACUGGAUUGUAAAGUGUCUGCUAACCAUUGGUCACUGUCACUUCAUUACCAGGAUGUAAGAAAAUGCUUCUCUUUCAGGGACCGCCAGGAAAAGAUGGAUUACCAGGUCAUCCAGGCCAGAGAGGGGAGCCAGUGAGUCACUUUUAUUGUCAUUAAGUUAGACACUCGGCAUUUUUAUGCCACAGCAUGAGCAACAGCCAUUGAAGUAGACAUAAUGAUCUGAGGUUGUUUGUUUUUGAAACAAGCACGUGUGGUGACUGCAAUAUCUUCGAUACAACCAGAGGGAAUGUGUUUAGACUUGACUCAAAGGUUGGCUCGGACUCAAGGGCAGUCUUGUCCCGAUUUUGUCGUCAAAGUCAAGGACAUGCUGAUCUUUAAAAAAAAAAAAAAAAAGGUUUUGGCUAUAUAUCAGAAAAUUAUUCACCUAUUAUGAGGUGAUUCUGUUUCGGAAUUUUAAACAGGGUAAAUUUAUGAAGUGAUGACAUUUUUACAGAAAAGGGCGAUGAAAAUUUACAGCAACACUAUAGUUCUUUUCCCCUUCUUAAGAAUAGCUAGAAGAUAUUACAGCAUUACCACAAAUGCAAACUUGGACUCCAGGACAAGCUGUUGGGACAUUGGUUGUCAGAAGUCCAUGCUACUGUGACAUAAAUCUCAGCAGAGCGAUGGAUGCAGAUUUAAUAAUGCCUGUUUCAUUAUUAUUUUAUUUGCCUAAGAGAAAUAGGGCAUCCAUGAUCGAGCAAUGGAUGAUUCCCCCAAGAGAGAAGAGAAGGGUCUGCUGUCAAACACAAACCCUGACAGAAAAACACAGAGAGGGGGAUUUCUUCUAUAGAUGACUGCGGUGUAAACUCUCUUAUUUAAUGUUGCCGUACUUAUGCUGUUAUUGUGCUUCCUAGGUGAUGCAUCCUUUAAAGACCUUAAAUAUGCCAUAAAAUAACGCCCUUUAUCUCCUUGUCCCAGCCAAUGAAACUGUCAUUCUGUAGGAAAAUGAAUGCAAACAUUGACUCCAUACAUAGUUUAACACCCUGUACUGAAUGUUGCCAUCGGUGAUUGGUUUAUGGAUUUCCCAUUCACUUUAAAUCAACUUGAAUUGAUUGAAUACUACUCACUUAUCGUUUUUAUUCAGGGUUUCCAAGGCAAAAAUGGUCCUCCCGGCCCCCCAGGUGUUGUUGGACCACAGGUAAGAAGAGUUUCUGAUGUCUGAGCAAUGUGACUGUUUGUUUGCAGAAUAUGCUUAAACCCCCUCCUGGCCUGAUUUUCAUUAAAAUUAUUGCAAGUGUGCAUCAUGAAACAAGGAAGAAAACACAAAAAAUUGUAGCAGUGAGGAUUUGAGUAUCAAGCUGUGAAUAUUUAGACAGACACUGUGAAGAAAUGUAUCUUCACAGUGACAUUCAGUCUAUGUAUCGUGGCUGAGCUGACAGAUUUACAUAUCCUAGAGUAUUGAAAUAUUCGUUAAGGCUAAAGUUUGCUCUCUUGGCGCUCUUCUUGUUUUUAUCAAUUGUCUUUUAAUGGUUAUUGUUUCAUUUGGUUAUUUUCAGGGUAAAUCUGGUGAGACAGGACCCACUGGAGAUAGAGGCCAUCCAGGUUCACCAGGGCCACCGGGUGAACAUGGAUUACCUGGAUCUGCUGGAAAGGAGGGUUCGAAGGUAAGUGGUUUUCACCGUAAUGUCAGAAUGAUAAUGUCUCACCAGCAUCACCUUAUUACUGUUAUAUUAGAUAACAUCCAAGGACCCUCUCAGCACUGCCUGAAUAUCUUAUCUCCUGAGUAACAUCAUAUAGUCUAAUUUGUUCAUAAAUAAGUGAGGAAACCUCCAUUCUUGAAAGUAUCAUGCUUCCCUCUUAGCAUGACCUGCUGGUUGGUGUGAUUUAUGACUGCACAGGGGCCUGCUGUCUGCCGGCUACUUGCCUUACAUCUAAUCAAAUAUGUGCGUAUGCAUUGUUUCCAGGGAGACCCGGGUCCACCAGGAGCUCCAGGGAAAAGUGGCCCUGUUGGACUCCAAGGUUUCAGAGGAAGCAGAGGGACCCCUGGUGCAACGGUAAUACGGGAUUUCAUUCAUCAUUUUGUUCUUUAUCUUAUAAUAAUUGGUUUUAGAUUCCAGUGGAAUUUGUAGUUUACUAGAAAACACAGUUGUAUAUAAAAUCACUGCAGUGAAAAAAUGUGGUAAUGGAAAGUGUUUUAAAUUAGUUGUAAAUGUCUGAUUCACCAGAAAAUGUCCAUAACAGAUUUUGCUGGAUAAUAAAAAAAAAUGUGUCUCUCCAGGGUCCAGGAGGUCUGAAAGGAGGAGAGGGUUUACCUGGUAUUGCAGGACUUAUUGUAAGUCAGAUUUUAAAUUGCUUCUUUCCAAUUCCCCUGAUCUAUGUUCAGCCUCUAUGGUAUAUAGUAUACCAGGACAUAUGAAGCAGGAGGCUGUUUCCAUGGUGAUCACUGAUCGUGACCACCACAUUAAAUCAAAGAGUGAGUCAUGUGACAAACUCACCUCACCUCUCUAUCUUCCCUUAUUUCUAGGGUGCACCAGGAGAGAGGGGCCCUGCUGGGCCGGCAGGUGCUAUAGGACAGCCAGGACGGCCCGGGGGGGUGGGUCCUGCUGGGCCAAUGGGAGAGAAAGGCGAACCAGUAAGAUCUGCAUUAUUGUUAAAUUUGUCUCUUUAGCAACACUGUGCACUGACACAUACUGUACCAUCACCUCCCACCAUUGGGUGAUAAACAACAUGUGCUCUGGCUCUGGAACAUGUCAUUAUGAGACCGAGAGCAGGAGAGGAGUGGAGGAGACAGAAGGAGCAAGGGAGGGAGAAAAUAUGAAUGUGAUCAAGUGGACUUAUUGGGUCUGAGUUUCCUUCCUGGUGUGAUACAUUAAUCAAUGUGUCCCGCUGCUGUACGAGGAUAAUAAGUAUUGUAGCAUUUGCUAGGUGUGAGCUGUUUUCCCAUCUGUUCUCCAGGGAGAGAAAGGGCCUGUGGGGCCAGCUGGGCAUGAUGGGGAGAUGGGACCUGUGGGGCUGCCAGGGGCUGCAGGACCUCCUGGGCCGCCAGGAGAGGACGGAGACAAGGUAGUUACACACUUAAGUGAGCAUGGAGUGCAGCAGUGCUGUUAAGAGCUUACUGAUGUAAUCCUUCUAGAUCUGUAUACCAGUAUGUUCACAUGUGUGUAUUUUCCUAACAGGGAGAACUAGGAGGACCAGGCCAGAAGGGCAGCAAAGGAGACAAAGGAGAAGCUGUGAGUAUGAAUUUAAUGAUCAAUCGUUCUCUGAUUUAGCAUCAGAUAAUAUCAGCGUGAAAUAGGGAAAAAAAUACUGCUUAUGAUUACUUGUUGCACUGUAAGCAUCUUUUAGGGUAAUGAGAUGUGGCUGUAGCUAAGUAGUGGAGAGGGUUGUCUCUCAAAAGGAGGGUUGGUGGAGCGAUCCUGACUUUUGCAGUCAGUCUCCUUCAGUCUGACACUGAACCCAAAAUUGCCCCCGUGUGACAUAGUUGACAGUGUGUGAAUGAGUUAAUGAGACAGGUAGAGUGAAAGUGCUGUAUGUGGUCAAAAAGACCAUAAAGGUACAACUUUACUGGCUUGAACGCCAAAUACUACUGAUCUGUAAGAGUUCAAAAGCUCCAUCCUACGUGAGAUGGAUGAGGGAUGUUAUGUUUCAUUUUAAUUGGACAGGAUUAAGUUUAGUCUGAGAGGUAAUAAGGAGAAAAUUAAUCAGGUUUGGAUGCCUUUUAUAACUUACUUUGAAACUCACUACCAUCAAAGACUGGGUUUCCUCCUGACUCAACCUGGCUACAGCCCUAGCUGCUUUUAACAUUAAUUAAAUCUAUGUGUACUUAAAGCUGCACAUUUGGUGAACAGUGUUGAUCUGGAAUAUAGUGCUUUAUUUAUUCAUUUUUUGUUUGUUAUUUAGUUUAUUAUUAUUAUUAUUUUAUUAUUAUUAUUUCAAUCAAAUUUGUAUUUCUCUUUCUGGACCCUGUUUUUUUUUUUUUUUUUUCUUUUGCAGUACCCUUUCUUUUCGUUGUAUGUUAAGGAAAACUUACAGUGUAAUUUAUCUUUAUUAUUAUCCUUAUUAUUAUUAAUAUUUAUUUAUUUUCAUUCUCACUUUAUACUUCUUUUAGAGGAUCUGGGAACAUGGGGUGGUGAGGGAGGGACUGGGGGGAUUUAUUAUGAAUAUUUAUUCAACAUGAGAUUUGUUUGUGUUCAAACUGAAAAUGCCAAUAAACAGAUAAUUUUAAAAAAAGACCAGAAAGGCCCAAUUUUUUAUUUACAGUCUUCUAUAGUAUUAAGCUCCUUCUCUGCUUUUCCAGGGACCCCCAGGACCUCUUGGAAUUCAAGGCCCUGUAGGCCCUCCUGGACCAUCAGUAUGUUACAAAUAUAACAAUGAAUCAGUUUCAAACACUCUACGUCAAAACAAGUUUUUGGUUGUUCAUCUCGACAGUCGUAACCUGUCUUUGAAUAUUCCAGGGAGCAGAUGGUGAACCAGGUCCUCGUGGGCAGCAGGGAAUGAACGGACAAAAAGGAGAUGAAGGACUGAGAGGCUUUAAAGGGGCAGUAGGUCCUUCAGGAUUACAGGUACAAAUUUAUAUUGUGAUUAAAAGUACCUGCAUCUUUAAUUAUUUCACAUUUAUGUUAAUCACCAUGUCUACAUUUGUAGGGAAUGCCAGGUCCAUCGGGGGAGAAAGGAGAGAGUGGGCAUGUUGGCUCAAUGGUGAGUACUGCUCAGACAUAUCAGCACGUUCAACACUCAUCUCAAGUCCACUGCUUCGGUCCAGUGUCAGUCUCAGUUCUCUUCUCCACACCAUUUCCUUUAAUAUCUUACAUUUGACUGCAAGAUUACUAUAACUUGCACUUCCCUCGGCCUUGCAUGAUAUUUAAUAUCAAGUUGAAUUUUCCUCACUUUCUCCAAAUCUUUGAAUAUGUUUUCCACUUCAUUGACUUUGAUUUAUUUUCUGUUUCCUUCAGUGAGAGGUUUUAACUGAUCAUACAGAGCAGAGUUUAAAUAUCUUGCUGCAGGGACUGUUGUGUUAUCUUAGGUGUUUUUUUUUCUUGUGGAUGUAAUAGCAAUAUUUUCACAAAGUCUAAGUCGGAGUAACAGAUAACAUUGUGAUAUACUGGAUAUAUAAUACACAGAAAAAUACAAUCCCUUUUGUUCUUUACUUUUUAAAGAAAUAGAAAAAAAGAUCGGGAGUGUCAAGGUUGGGACAAAUUAUGUGGCAUCUUAAAGGGAUAUUUCGUGUAAAAUUAAGUUAGGGUCAACACACCGUAACACCAAGUUAGACACCCCCUUGAGAGAUGAAUGUUGCCGAGCGCUUGCUUCUCUAGUUAUACCAACUUUAGUAACAGCCACACGAUUGCAAUACACAGUGGUUUAAGAAGCCAAUGCACACCUCUCAACCAAAAAGCCACUCUAUAGCCACAAAUAAUGCUCAGAACAGCACCUAACUUCACCAACAGUACAUAUAGGGUCCCUGCCAUAGUACUAGCCCCCAAACAUCUUUUUAGCUUUGCCUAAUUUCAGCUUUUAGCUUUGCCUAACUAAACACAACUCACCCACUCUCUUCCAGCAGCCGCUUGUUUGUUAGGAGACCUCAGACAAGUCCAUUGCCAACUGCAGCGGGGUGACGCAGCUCAAGGAAGAACAUUUAUGAUCAAUCACCAUAUUAAUAAUUUUUAACUGCAGACGCAGUAGUUCUUCUGCCUUAGCAUCUCAGUCUGAUUGCAUUUCCAUAAAGAAAUGAUCAUCGAUGUUCUACCUUGAGCUGCGUCACCCCUUCUGCAGCUGGUGAUAGACUCAUUCGAGGUCUUCUUACAAACGAGCAGCUGCUGAAAGAGCGUGGGUAAGUUGUGUUUAGUUUCUUUGCUAAAGAAAUAAGGCAAAAUAAAAAAGAUGUUUGGUAGCUAGUACUGAGGCUGUGACCCUAUAUGUACUGUUGAUGAAGUUAGGUGCUGUUCUGAUCAUUAUUUAUGGCUACAGAGUGGCGUUUGGGUUGAGGUUUGUUUAUGGCUCCUCAGACCGCUGUGUAUUGCUAUCCUGCGGUUGUUACUAAAGUUGGUAUAACUAGAUAUGCAAGCGGUCGGCAACAUUCAUCUCUCAAGGGGGUGUCUAACUUGGUGUUACGGCGUGUUUGACCCUAAAUUAAUUUUACGCCAGAAUAUCCCUUUAACACAAUGAGUACAGCUGUCCUGUACAUUAGAGCAUGUUAAACUUGGAAAAUUAAAGCAGUCCAAACAAUAAAACAUGUUCAUCCGCAACGAUACAACAAGCUUUAUCGAACGAAUGAGCCAAAACAACUAAACUAAACAAAAACUAGUACAGUGCAGGGACCAGUCAAAAUUAGAGCUGCUGAAAACAGCCAGAUUAUGUAAUAAAAAACAAUAAAUGAUCCUCUGAAACAGGUUAGUUUCAUUACUGAAAAUAUCCAGCAUAACUAUUAUCACAUUACACCUGUUUCAUAAAGUCUUACAACACAUCAGACUCAAGUGUUUUCAAAGCAUCGAAAGCUAUGGUAAAGCCAAAGCAGGAAAACUAUUGAAGCAGCGUGUGCACAGGGGUAGAUAUAACCCUCUAUGAGAAGUUAAUAAUGCUGCACAGAAGUGAGGAUACAAUGAUGAGACUCAGCAGAGAAAUCUACGCCAGGAUACCAAUGCUGAUUUUAACCCAUGCUGGAACUGUUUGAACGAGACAGCUUCACUGAUGUUAAAAGCAGACUUCAGUUUGCAGUAACCGACUGUUCACACACUCUGAGGCUCAUCCAUGUGAGCUUCCAGUCCCUCUCUCUCUCUUAUUCUUGCUAGCCAGGGCUUUAAGUACAUCACGUGUCCCAUCAUUAAGUGCUACUGUACAGCUGCAGCUGUGGCUGACUGAGGCUGUGGUGGACUCUCUCCUCUGCACUGUAUGAUAGAAGUAUUAUCCCCUCAGUAUCUUCAGUAAAAAAAAGACUAAAAUAUCUUAAAAUACAAUACUAGAAUAGCUCCAUCAUUUUACAGUUGCAUCAGUUUGCUUGAAGAGCCACUGAAUAUGCAAAAUGAGGGUGGAAGAAAAACAAAAAACAAACAUUAGCUCAUGUCCAAAUCCUGCAUUUAAUUAUGAGAAAAAUAAAAAAAGUUUAAAAAGCAGAAAGAUUUUUGGCCAAGCUGUUUUACUACAACAAUACACUGUUUUCUUGAUACCUGAUCUCAGAGGGUGCUGCAGCAUCCACCACUUUGCACGGCCAUAUUCAAUGCCUUGCACAAUAAGACUUCAACUUUUGUUUUGGCACCAAAAUAAAAUUAAAAAAUUCUCAAACCCAGUCAAGGUUUUUAACUUCAACAGCAGCUGUGUCAGGUAGCUUCGCUUUGUGUUGCAGCUUUCCUCACGCUCACGCUGCUACAGUCGGUGAAGGUUUUGGCAUAGUGCCCUGCUGACAAUUUUGAAGCUCUUUCAACUUCAAAUAUUUCAUAAUCGUAUUAGUUAUCAGCUGACUGCAACUUCAGGGGGAGGGAUGAGGGUCGAAACCUUCAUAUUCUCCUGGCAAAAAUCACCUUUUAAAAGCUCAAACUACAGGCAGGGAUCUCGGGCGGGUGACUAAUUUACUCUGGGUCUCAAUGAGUCUCAACAUCAUUAAAGCCAGUCUGGUGUGAGAGUGCUGCACAAAAAAAUAAGAUCAACCAAUUAGGAUAAAUACAAUUAGCUAGUGCAUCCUGAGGCUGUUUCCUUUGUAAAAAACCUCUCAUAGCAGCAGACAUUCUGCCUCACCUGUCAAAGGAAUGAGAUCUUUUUGUUUUGCCAACAUCGGGGCAGGUUUUUUCACGGUGGGCCACUUAACUUGUCAAAUCAGUAGCAGCAAAGGUGCAUUUUAAAAUGUUUAUAAUACUCUGUUCCCAGUUAGUAUCCUUGUGAGCUAUGCCAGUGAGUCAGCAUGAAAAUGUCAGGGCCCUGUAAAAGGCACGUAUAAUUUUAUGUCAUUAUUAAAGAACAGGCGUGUCACAGUUAUGGCAUAAUGACAUUUUUAAAAGCUGAACAAUGCUUACACUUUGUGGGGUCUGAACUGUAAGUCAAAGCAAAUUUCUUUUCAUCGCUGAGUGACUCUCCUUAGCAGUUAAUGUCAUGCAAACUUGUCAACCUCACUACAGCAUGGAAGAUACACUGCUCUUUCUAGCUAUGAGCAAAUACAGUGUAUUCAGACUGCAGUCAGCUGCUCUUCUUACUCUGUCCCCAAUAUCUCUACUGUCUGUCUGUCUGUCUGCUUUCGCUACAUCUUCCUAUUAUUUUAUUCAUUUACAUCAAUAUAAUGGGUGUGAAAAAACAAAAAGCCAUUGAACAAUCUCAACACAUCUUUUAAGGGUGUGAUGGAUCUCCUGAGCAAAGCGUGGAUGACAAAACAGACCCCGAGUUCAUUAGUAAGACAGACGAUCCCAGAGUAAGAAAGAGUGGUCCUGUAUGUAAAAGGAAGAGAAAGAUGGAGAAAGAAAAAGGGAGAGGGUGACGGAGAGGAGGCAGUGGAGCAGUGGAGUGGAAGGAAGAGGCGGGGCACUGAUUGUGAGCAGGAAGACGGUGUGACAGCUGCUAAUCAGAUUAGCCUCAGCCUUGGCUGUCUAAUGAGCAUCCUCCUUUGUGACAGUCAUCUCACAACGCUGUCAACCAUGAACACACGCUCAACAAGAUUCUCUAUAGCCCCUUUACUCUGCAGCCGGAUUAGGGAGGGGAUGCAUCAGAAUGAAACCAAAACAAAAGAGAGAGGGGAAGAGCGAGAGAGGGGAAGAGGCAGCAAAAAAAAAAAAAGAGGAGAGAAGAGGAGAGAUGCUGGGGACUCAGUGGGGAAGUUUCAUUCAUGUGUGAGCGUUGCGGAUCACAGAAUUCUCCCCUCUAAUGCUCAAGUAUCUCUUCGCCAGAAGGAUAUGUGUUUCCUCCAGUCCCACACAGUCUCUCUUUGGGCCGAUUGUCUGUGUUUCUGUCUCUGCAUCUUUACAACACAAGAUUCCCUCCAAGACUUCAGAGUGAUUCAGAGCACAGCUCAACAUCUACUCAACUGAAACUGAAGUCGAGCACUGCUAGGAUUAAUUGCUUGGUGCUCUUUUGAGCUGCACAGAAAAGUCAAAUCACAUGUCCUCACUGCGGCUGAGAGAAUAUGUUCUCCCACAUCACAGGCCAGAGGUUUGUUAUUAAUAAGAGUGAAUAUGUGAGUGGGGGGUGGUGUGGGGGGAUCAGAGCCUGUGUCAUUUUGAGGGUAAUGACCUGUCUGGGUGUCUUCAUCAUGUCACGAAGAUAAUGAUCAGAGAUACUUGGGCCAUUUCAUAAGCCAUCCAGCAUGAGCUGAGACUAACUUUCAUUUAAUAUAGGAGGCUCCAGCCAACUCCCAGUUCAUAUUCAGUUUGUUUUUCUGUGGUUUAUUGAUGCUGUAUUUCCUUUCUGUCUGUUCUAGGAUCCUAAUGAAAACAAUUCAUUUCUCUUCACAGGGGCCUCCAGGACAGCAUGGUCCAAGAGGACCUCACGGGCCCAUCGGUGGAGAGGUAGUGUGUUUCUUUUUUAAAUCAGAGAUUGUAGUUGAGCAUAACUGCAGCAUGAUCGAGCAGCAAAACUCUUUUGAGAAGCCUUUACAUGUAGGUGAUGUAAGUUCAAGGUGACUUUAACAACAAGGCACACCACAGUACAGCCUUUAUUGCCUUUAAUCAAACAAUCUCUUUAUUUACAUUCUUGUAGCAAAGUUGUGAAUACUUCUUAUAUCUCUCUAAAACUUGUCCAUGGAAAAGUUUCUCUAAUUUUUUUGGUAAAAAGUAAUAUUUGUAAUAAGGGCUGGGCGAUAAAAUGAUAACUAUAUAUAUCAAAAAUUUAUUUCCCUCAAUAUCGAUACAAAACAUGGUCAAUAUCCUUUUCGAUAGUCGGCAUUCUGCCAUGUUUUGGUAGACAAUAUGAAUAGCCAAUGAAAAGUGGAAAUACUCUGGGUUCCCUUUGCGCUGAACUAAUCAUGUGCCGAAUUAGAACCAGGUAGCAAACAACUGCGUAGUAGCACGUAGCAGCUACACGUAACCAUAGGACUUUAACAUGUGAAGCUGACAGCACAGUCGGUGAGAAAGAAAGAAAAUGAGUGCUAACUCUGGCAGAAAUGCAGAUGAAGGCUCAACACAACAUCGUCGACAAGAUUGGCACGAAAACGUUGGUGGUGUGGGGGUAUUUUGGUUUUUUUAGAGGUUGGACAUGAAGCAGAGUAAUGUGGACCGCAUAUUAUGUAUCAGAGACCCAAAGACCUCACAGGUGCACCUUAUUGUAUUACAAAAGACAUGUUACCAAUAAGCACUGUUAGAUGUCUUUUUUUAGAUCCUGAUAUAUAUCGAUAUCGACUGAUAUGAAAAAAAUAUAUCAUGAUAAACUUUUUCCCAUAUCGGCCCAGCUCUAAGUGUAGGUGAUGUAAGUUCAAGGUGACUUUAACAACAAGGCACAACACAGCACAGCCUUUAUUGCCUGUAAUUAAACAAUCUCUUCAUUAACAUUCUUGUAGCAAAGUUGUGAUUAUUUCUUCUCUAAAAGUUGUCCGUGAAAAAGUUUCACUAAUUCUAAUCAAGAAAACCACCAUCAUCAGUGCUGUAUUUUAUUAGAUCUGUUAUUUAUACUAAAUGACUGUUUUCCAUUUUUAGUCAUGUCUUUUUGCCAGAAAUUCCUCUAAUAUGCUUGCAUCUUAGGCUUAUUCAAGGUUUUGUUCCUGAUAUGUUUUUUUUUGGUAUCCCUGAAGCCAAAUCUUUUUGUUGAUUUAAAUUAUGUAUUCCAAAGUUUUAAAAAACUAACUUUUACAUUUGCACACUGGAAAUUCACGCACGUCCUGUGAGAAAACCGGAGUGCUGAUAUUGUCAAGUAAUUAUGGCUGCGUGCCUUUGUGAGUCAUAAAGAAAACAUGUUGGUGUAUCUGCUUUGGAAUCACAAGGCUUUAUGCACAUUCAAUACACAGUGUUAUCUAGCUUCAAAGUGAACAAUAGCUCAUCCACACACACUAAAAAAACUUGAUAUUUCUCAGCCGUUCAUAUCUUCAUACACAGUCGCUUCAUAUGAACACUUCUUGCCACAGACCCCUCCUCUGGCUUUGAAAGUUGAAUUAUUAAAAAGCAUAAGAAGAUAAUCCCUGUGAGAGAGUUAUAUUUACUGCUCUAUGAAUCAUUAAGAAGUAAAAGACUAUCAUCACAGGCAGUUAUAUUUACCUCUAGUAAUGGCCGUCUCUCUACAGCAUCUCACUGUGGUCAAUUAUUCAGCAGCAAGCUGCAGAAUCUGUACGAGCCACGCUACUGCUCCAUCACAGGACGCAUGGAAACACAGCUGAGCAGAGAUAGUUGGAUUCAUAAAUGGAUUGAUACAGGAAUAGCGGAAAAGGGCAAAAGGGGGACGGCUGGCUGAUGUGAGGGGAGCAGUUGACAGCAGGAGCUCAGUGUUAGUGUGUGGCUGUACUCAGCCCUCAUGUUUGUGCACUCUAGCGAAAAACAUGCUUUUACUGGGUUCGUACUGAGACACGGAGCCUGAAACACGAACACACAUGCGUGCACAUGGACAGGCAUGCACAUAUACACAUGCACAAGCAAACAAAACAAAAUGACUGAGCAAGGGGAAAUAGCACCCGCCCUACUGAGUGACUCAGACACUAUCCACUGAGCAAACCUGACACAGUAUUUUUCCCUGGUGUUGUGAUUAUUCUGUUCCAGUUACAGCAGUCUGUACGCAGAAGUGCUGACAAACAACAAGAGAACAUCUACACCUUGAACCGGAUUCUAAAAGGAUCGGAUGAAUAUUUCAAACUUGCCCUUGUUUGAUGGUAUUUUGGUUGAUGCUUCUCUCUGUCCCUGCUGCAGGGUGCACCUGGGCUGGUAGGAGGAGUUGGUCAGCCUGGCAUUGUUGGAGAGAAGGUCAGCUUUUUAAAAAAUAGUUUCUACAUGGUGUGGGAGCAUGCACAUGAAGUGAUAUGGUCGUGUUUUUGUGUGUGGUGUUUUCAUGUAACUGAAUGUCCCUGAUCUAUCCAAUCAGGGUGAGGAUGGCGAGGCUGGAAACCCAGGGUCACCUGGAGAGACCGGCAUUUCUGUGAGUCACGUAGUGACGAAAAAUCUUAUUACUUUCUUUUGCACCUUCUCUCGUCAGGCUUUCAUUGGUUGUUAUAUUAUAUGCUCAUGUCCUAGGGUCCUAAAGGUGAUGUGGGGGAGAAAGGUGACACUGGCCUUCCUGGUGCAGCAGGGCCUCCAGGACCCAGAGGAACACCAGGGGAGGACGGAUCCAAGGGCCACCCUGUGAGUCUCUGUCUCUCUGAAUUAGCGGUUUAACUAGCUCUGUUAUUCAGUCCGCUUAUAUCAUUUCACAUAUAUGAUGGUCGCUAACACACUGUUUGUGCAUAUAGGGACCUAUCGGGUUCCCUGGGGAUGUGGGACCAUCUGGAGAGGCUGGUGUUAAUGUAAGAGUGCUCAAUCUAGUUGUUUUGAGCAUUUAUUGGUGGUAAUUGGUUAACAUUUUUAAUUCAUUAUGUUUUCACGCAGGGUGUGGAUGGAGUAGGAGGGCCUAAAGGAGACAAUGGAGAACCUGGCAAAGCAGUAAGCAGGAUUUUUUUUUCCCUCUCGAGGAGUUCUUGGAUAGUUUUACUUCUUGAUCCUCGUGGCUGUUGAAAUGACUGUAUUAAACUAUGAUUCUGUUGAACCCAAGGCCUUUUUGUUGUCCUGUACAGGGACCUCCAGGAGCUUCUGGAGAGCCAGGCCCAUCAGGUCCGCCUGGACGGAGGGUAAGCUUGACAUUUUGUGUUGACUUGUGUGCAGUAUGUGUGUGUGUGCGUGUAGUCAAGUUGUCAUUUCCUCCAUGUCAUUGCCUCUCUGUCAAUCACAGGGUCAUAUUGGAGCUGCAGGGAAAGAAGGGAAGCAGGGCAUGAAGGGAGCCAAGGUAAGGACUACUCAAACUCAAUGAUGUGUUAAGUGCUUUCUUGUUCUGUUUUUGCAUUUGCAUUACAUUUGACUGCCCGCAUCUGCCUUUUUGCUCUGUAGGGGGGCCAGGGAACUCAAGGUCCAGUUGGGAAGACAGGCCCAGUGGGACCUCAGGGGCACCCAGGACGGUCUGGUCCAGAGGGCUUCCGUGGCAUCCCAGGGCCAGCUGUACGUCAAAUCUGUCGUUUUGUGUUGUUCUCAUAUACUGAUACUGUCUCUAUUGAGUCUAAAGGAAAUCCAUAUAAAGGAAAUCACAGUAAUUAAUCAUGUUGAAACAAUGUUUUAGUCUACUCUAACAUCCUAAUUAUGUUUUACUUUCAGGGGGAGCAAGGGUUAAAUGGGCCACCAGGACAAACUGGACCACCAGGACCACUUGUAAGAUCCUAAUAUGAGACUAACAGAGCCUACCAAAUGAAAGAGGGGGUUUAUAUUGUACUAAUACAUCUGACACUGUUAACAGGGACCACCAGGACUUGCAGGAUUAAAAGGAGACCCUGGCAUAAAGGGAGAGAAAGUGAGUAUUAAGCCUGUGACAGAGGGAACUCGCCGUCCCAGUUUAAACCCACUGAAUCAAAUGUCAUGGAGCAUGUCUCUGUCUGCAGGGUCACGGUGGGCUGCUCGGUCUAAUUGGGCCCCCUGGAGAACCUGGUGAAAAAGGAGACAGAGGCCUGCCAGGGAACGAGGGCACACCAGGAACGAAAGGAGAUGAGGUACACAUCUCAUUAAAACCAUGAAUCUGACUCUUUCCUGUUCGUUCGAUCUUGACUUUUAACAUGUUGGUCCUUAAAUCAAGGGUGCGCAUGGAUCACAAGGCCCCACUGGCCCACUUGGACCGCCUGGACUGUCAGUAAGUGCAACAGAUGCAAUUUAAACCAUGUUUUCUUUCAAUGUCUUAUGAUUACACCUGAAAUUAAUUUAUAGGUUAUGUAAGACUUGUCUAUACAUGUAUGAGAAGCAAUAGGGCUGGGCGAUAAAACAAUAACGCUAUAUAUCAAAAAUUAAUUUCCCUCGAUAUCAAUAUGAAACAUGGUCAAUAUCCUUUUCGAUAGUUGGCAUUCUGCUAUGUUUUGGUGGAUUAUACAAAUAGCCAAUGAAAAGGGGAUGCAGUCGUUUAUUCUAUUGCAAAAGACAUGCUACCAAUUAGCACUGUUAAAUUUGAUUUAAGAGUAACAGGGAACAUUUAUGAUUGACAAAAGUGACAUAUAUCGAUAUUGACUGAUAUAAAAAAAAAUGUAUUGUGAUAAACUUUUUCACAUAUCACCCAGCUCUAGGGAGUAUAUUUAUGAAUUUAUCGUCAAAAGUUGACAAGCAUUUGUUCUGUAACAAGUUAGCUUUGCUCACUGUUUCCUCCUCUUGACUUCUAGGGUGCAGCUGGUGAAAAAGGAUCGAAGGGAGAAAUGGUGAGUCCAGUCAUCCAUCUUAUUUACACGCUGCCAUUCCUGUACUCACACCUCAGCUUGUUUAGCAGCUGUUAGGAACAUAUGUUGGAGGAGAGGGGAAAAGUAUGUUUGUUGGCUUAAAUGUAGCAUGCUCCAUAAUCAUUAUGCCGUUUGGUGUUUACUGCAUGUCUUUGGAACUAAAAGCCUGCUGUACAGCCACGCUCGCCUUGUGUGAGAUUUUUCCACUGGGCCUUUUUUAAUAGGAUUUGAUUUUGGGUUGUGUGAUGUUAUGAAAACCACUACAGUGUGUCUUGAGAGCCAAGGCUUUGACCACAGAGUGCUGAUGCACAUAGCUGGAUAAUCCUAUAAAGCAGCAGCCACAUCUGCUGGGUAAAGCUGGGAUUUAGCCAAGUGGUGCGAGAGGAGCUUCAGGUGAGACCUUUUUUGACACAAAGUUUUGUCUUUCUCUACUCCCCAGGGCGCUUCAGGUCCCAGAGGAGAUCCAGGCCCUGCUGGUCCUCCAGGACCCCCAGUGAGUAUGGCCAGUGAUUUGAAUAAUGGCCAACUUAGCACCACCUUUAUUCUCUCUUCAUCCCUUCCACCUCUCAAUCACCGCUUGUGUUACCCUCCAGGGACUCCCCGCAGAAUUUAUUCAACCCCUGCCCAUGAGGGAGGGUAAACGGAAGAAACGCAGACACUCCGAUAAGGAAAGAGGAGUGGCUCCACCCAGGGAGGAGGAUGCGGAACUGGACAUGGAGGAGCUUCUCCAGGGAGAUCAGCCUCUGGAGGACGCUGAAGGAAUGGAGGAGGUCUUUGCCAUCCUAUCUUCUAUGAAAACAGAAGUGGAGGUGAUGAGGAGACCCUUGGGAACUUUUGAGAGUCCUGCCCGGACCUGCAAAGAGCUUAUGAUGGUCCAGCCCAACUAUAAAGAUGGUUUGCGAAUUCAUAUUUUUUUACCCAUGCAUAUUUUAACAUCUCUUAAGUGAUGUAUUACAAAUUAGCAUCAACUGCUUACAUGCAACUUUUAUAGGCUGUUAUGUUUUUUAAAAUCAUUGUGCCAGCUGCAUGUGAUCAUCUUGUUACACUAGAUGUCUUCAUUAAAUCCACAUCUGCUUCUUGAUUGGUGUCCUCUGUCUGUGCACUCUGAAGGAGACUACUGGAUUGAUCCUAACCAGGGCUGUCACCGAGACGCCAUCAAGGUCUACUGUAACUUCACAGCUGAUGGAGAAACAUGUCUCUACCCUGACAAGAGGAUUGAGAUGGUAAGUCUCCAAUCUCCCACUGUCAGCCUUUACAAAGCCGACCUCGUCAUCUCAUAUCAGAGCACAGAUCACUCCCUCUAUCCCUCGAGCCUCAAAUUUGACUCAGCAUCCUCCCUCUCUUCUCUGUUGUGUGUCUAGGUGAAAUUAGCAGCCUGGAACAAAGAGAAGCCAGGAAGUUGGUACAGCCAGUACAGGAAAGGAAAGCAGGUAUGAAGUGUAAAAAAAUAACCUACAUCCCACCAUUACUCUCAGCUGGCUGCAAAUGCCAGCCAGUUUUCAGCCGCAUUACUCAUUUUAAUUGUGAAUGUUUGAAUGAUACUCAUGCGUGUGAUUAAGUAUCUGGCAUUUCCCAGAGUGUGCUCACAUGAUUGUGGCGGAGGCUCACGUAUGUUCAUCAAUAUGCACAACUGCACGUCCAUGUAUUUUGCUUUUUUGUCGAUAUGUGUCUCUCAUAAUUCGGUAUUAACGUAUUCAACCAUGUGCAAAAAAAAAAAGAGAGAGCUAAUUUGAUGUUGCCGGCAGCUGAUUUCAGCAGUCUGGAUGACUCACACAAAGCAGCUCGGUCUCAUUGACUCGCAUUCGGGGCAGAACACUCAGAGCGCUGGCCUUUCAUGUGCACCUGAUCUGAUGUCUCGUAACCCUCUCAGAUUACCACAGAGCUGCCAGCACAAUUGCAAUACUUUGAAUAUCUCUCUCCAAGUCCUUAAAUGUUUGAAGUUUUUUUUCCUCUAAUUUCCUCGCUCUUUUCUUUGACUUUGCUAUUUUAAUUCUUAAGAGAAGCUUUGGAACUUCUUGACCCUUGAUUACAUAAAUUCCUUCACAUGAACGCCUGGGAGAUUGGAAUGUUCCUGUUUGUCCUUCUGAGAUUAUCAGCUCAGGCAUGUUUUUCAGGGGCUUGAUUGGUCAGAGAAAACCAGUAUUUUGUAUUAUUUUUGAUUCAGUGACAUAGGGCUGCAGCUAGCGAAUAUUUCAGUAAUCAAGUAAUCUACCAAAUAUUCCAUUGAUUAAUCGGACUCAAACGGCAGACUCAGAUACAGUGAGAUUUCCUACGUCACAAAUCCAAGCUCCAACCCCGGAGCCCUGCCAGCCUCAGAGAAAUAGAGAGGACAUUCGCGGAACAAGCGUGUACGUUCGCAGAUUGCAAUGUCUGUAAGAAAGCGAAUUAUGAUAUUAACUUUAAUUAUGUCCCUAAAGAUAUUAGUGUCCGAGAGCUAAAUAGCUCCUGUGUUACAUGCUUCUGCUACUACACCGGCAAUGUUAGGCUGCAAGCUACCAUGAAGAGGAGUGUGCAGAGCAGCGCUGUCUCCGCCCACGACUCAGAGUUUUAUUGCUGAUGAGCUACUGGAGCUCUGCAGAAGUAAAGCCCCUCUCAUCAUUCUUUAUUUCUACUCUGCAAAACCAAAACCACGCUUACUCCUUCUUCUACCAUGGUGACGUAAACGCGGUGUGUCACCUUGAAAGUAAUCCUUGCGAAACAGUGAUGAUUUGAUUUUUUAAACGAGUACUCAAGGCAGAGAAACUUCGUCGAUCAUCUUUUGUAAUCGAGGUACUCUAAUGGUGCGUUUGAGUUACCUCAGGAGUCACAUGUCGGAGCUGAAACUGACGUCACACCCGAGUUCCCAGCGUUUCAGUUAUCAAGUCAGGAAAAAGCAAAAUUGGAAGCCUGAAACAAGAUAGCUCCAUCUAUGAAAGUUAUUUUAGCGCUUGCUUUAUAUUCGGACAAGGCAAGCGCUAAAAUAACUUUUGUAGAUGUAGCCAUCUUGUUUCCGCCUCCGAUUUUGCUUUUUUCCAACUUGUAACUGAAACGCUGGGAACUCGGGUGUGACGUCAUUUUCAGCUAUGACUUCUGACUUCAAAGGUAACUUGAACACAGCAUACGUACUCGAGGAAUCGUUUCAAUCCUACAGUGAUAUUCUGUGGUCUAGAAGAAAUGUUCUGUUAUAAUAAUACCUGUGUGUCUGUGUCAUCCAGUUCUCAUACAAUGACAGGGAUGGGAACCCUGUUCAUGUGGUUCAGCUGACCUUCCUGAAAUUAUUAAGUGCCACGGCCAAGCAGAGCUUCACUUACACCUGCCAGAACUCUGCAGGCUGGUUUGACAGCACCACCCGCUCUUACCAGCACGCCCUCCGUUUCCGGGGCAGCAACGACGAGGAGCUGACACAAGCCAAAAGCCCCUUCAUCAGCGCAGUGCAUGAUGGAUGUCAGGUCAGUGCAGGGAAAUAAGAAUGAGCCUUAAUGAUACUAAUGCAUUGAUCAGUAGUGGUGCUCCAGUAAUACAUGAGAAGCCACUUGAGUCACUUUUUUGAAUAGGCCAGAAAUUAGUCAUAACUAUUAGGUUGAAUUAUCCUAACAAAUUCUAACAAUGGUUUUAAUUUUUCUCUUUCAGUCUCGCAGAGGUCAGGAAAGGACGGUUCUGGAGAUCGACUCGCCCUCGGCGGAGCUGCUUCCUAUUAUUGAUGUGGCUUCUGCAGACUUUGGCAACAACAACCAGAAAUUUGGAUUCCAAGUUGGACGAGUUUGCUUCAAUGGUUAAUCACUGCGACAAACUACCAAAAAAAUGUGGACCUUGAGAACAAGAUUUAGUAGGAAAGACUGGACUUAAACUGCAGUAAUAUUUAUUUUAUUCUGUUCCUGUUUGCGCUCGGUUUGUGGUUUGUUAUUUAAGACUCUUCCACGGCCAAUGAAAUAGGUGCUAUGGCUUUACAGCAAAGAGAAGAACGUCAAGAACGAGGACAUGCAAUGGUGGGAACAAAGCACAUUUACCAAAGGGAAAACUUCCAGUUAGAUGUAUUUAAUUGUAUUUAAGUGUUUUUUGUUUUUUAUCUCACUGUUUGUGAGUGCUGUAUUCUCUAGAAUCAUGAGGACUGCACCACUUGAUAAAACAAGUCAGAUCUGACCCCAUGAAAAGCGACCUAUCAGGCCACGGAUGAGCUGAAUGCUACCUAAUAUCCAAGCAAACUGCAACUGAGUGAAUCCCAGAUGUUGUCUUACUCAUUUGCAUGCUUAGAUUUCACCACAACUAGCCUAGCAUAAUAAUUCCACACAAGCAGAGUAAUUAAUUUUCUGUGUGCAGGAAUGAUAAUCGUCCUUUUUACCCUUCAACUGCAGUUUGCUCAUUGAAUUGUUGAUUAGUAUUCAAUAGGCGUAGCUAGUUAUUGAACCCAACACUUACUUGAACGGAUAAGGUUGUUUCCUUUAUCGGACAGCCUCUUUCCUUGGGCUUGAUAAUAUGCUUUUUGAGCCCUCAACGUUUCCCAGGUCUGCAGUCCUGUCAGACUAACAUCCUACCGACUGUGGUAUUUACUUGCUGUGACAGACCUCAGCAACUAGGUUGAGGCUAUUUCAGGGCAAGAACUAAUAGCAUGCUGAUUAAAAUGUUCUCUAGUCGAGUCUUGCAGUUCUUUAUACUAAGAGACAUGUCACGCAGCUCUUGAAAGCAUUUUGUAACUGCUGACAUAACCUGUGUACGCUCUCCUGGCCUACUCACAGGGUUUUGUUUCUCAGUUAUUUUUUCAUACGUUGGAAUUUCAACAGAAUUUUUAUGGCUGUGCAUUUGACAUGUUUGCUCUUCAGUGGUGCUAAAGACAACUGUUUUUUUUUUUUUUUUUAAUGUCACUAUGUUUGUGUGUCUAUGUGGGCAGGAUUAUAGGACAAGAGAGGGAGAGGGUUAUUGCUCUUUCAGCAGCACAAAACACCCUCGGAGGCUGGGGACUAGUCUACUGUGUUUUUUGCACAUCUUCUGGCUGAUUGUGCCAAUUUCACAGGGCCAGUGAAAGGAGGGCAGGGACAGUUCAGAGCAAUGUUGUUGAACGCUUCAGAGGGAAAAUCCAUUCUCUAACCGAAUUCACAUUUCGCUGUUCCACUGACUUUAAACAGUAAGUCUGCUCUCUACAAAUACAGACCACUGUGAACCUACAAAUAAGUGCAACCAGGCUGAAGUAACACCUGUCACCAGGAAACAUUCGGAGAACUUGAUCCAUUUAUGGAUUUUCUGAAUAAGCAUUUAAAAAUAUAGAGCUGUGAAACAGAAUUAGCACUCAUAUCCCUGUUAAACUACCCUGGGUGCCAUUAUGGCGCCGUGUUACUCUAUUAUUCACCGUCUGAGGAGCAGCUCCAGGAUUUGUUUUUAGAUGACAUUAUUACCACAGUCUGUCUCUGCCUAUCGGAUUAAACGGACACUCCGAAUAAACAAAAAGAGCUGUGAAAUAUCACCGAAACAACGACUUUAUGUGAUCCUAUUUGUUGUUGAUUUUCCUGUAAGCAAAUGACAUUUCCUGCUGCUCUGUUCUGCCUGUUUCUUCCAUCUCAAACAGUAGACUGUCUAUCCAGCACUUGUUAUUUUGCAACUAUCUCCUGCUGUUCUGUUUGUUUCACGAUAUUUAAACAAUCCUGUUAUUAAUCCAGAUCCUCCUGUCCCAUCCUGUGCUGCCCCCCCCUGUGUAUAGUAUUUGUUGUACUAAUUUUAUAUACUGUACAGUUAUUCUGAGGACUUUAUGAGCAGUAACCAUUCGCCUGAAUGAAAAACAAAUUCAUUUGUCAAAAUUUGACCAACAAAUUAAAACAAAUAAGAAAUCCGUCA
Molecule: messenger RNA, 53872 nt
Organism: Xyrichtys novacula (pearly razorfish)
Lineage: Eukaryota; Metazoa; Chordata; Actinopteri; Labriformes; Labridae
Source: the annotation of a GenBank genome assembly